Messenger RNA from Pelobates cultripes (western spadefoot toad), 53925 nucleotides. Lineage: Eukaryota; Metazoa; Chordata; Amphibia; Anura; Pelobatidae. The record is from the annotation of a GenBank genome assembly.
GGGGGCAAUUAGCACUGGGAGUAGAGGGACAGGGGGCAAUUUGUACUGGGAGUAGAGGGACGGGGGGCAAUUAGCACUGGGAGUAGAGGGACAGGGGGCAAUUAGCACUGGGAGUAGAGGGGCAGGGGGCAAUUAGCACUGGGAGUAGAGGGGCAGGGGGCAAUUAGCACUGGGGGCAUAGGGACAAAGGGAAAUUAACACAGGAGGUAAAAGGGACUACUAGCAGGCAGUAAGUAAUUAUUCUUGCUUGCCUGAGCCCUCACAGGCUGAUACAACCUGGGUCCUGGGCUGAUUAAGACAUCCUCCAUCAUGGCUCAGUCCCCUACUAAACCAUCAGACUCAGCCUUACUGCAGGGCAGCCCCUCCUGCCUCCCAGCUGCACUCAGGGACCUCAUUGACAACCCUCAGUUCAGGUGAGUGAGCCUUGCUGUCUGCAUCCCAAUAACUGUGUACUGCAACUCCCAUCAUGCUGGCCUAGCGUGUUUUGAAAAUCUCUUCUGAUUAUUCACUAGAGUGUUAAUUGUCAGUGAAUGGCCCAAACUGUGACCCCCCUUGGCAAUUCUGCAGUUUUCCAAUUCAUAUUUAGUUAUGGGUUUAGUUUAUUCACUUGGCAGCAAUGGAUUCGGAAGCGUUUUCUAACAGUAAAAUAAUACAUUUAUUUUACUGUUUAGUAAAUAAAGCCCAUAUUCCCUACAAGUCAGUUUGGGAUAACGUGGAUGUCCGCCGGAUUUAAUGUUUCACAGAUAUGAUACAUAACAUAUCUUCAUACAUAGUGCAACUUUACUGCACUAUAGUAUGUAGCAAUUAUAUACUGCAAGAGGAAAAUCAGUUCCUAAUCUCUAAUCCAGGAGCCAUAUUAAUAAGUAAAUUGAUGGGGAGACUGAGCGUCAUUCUCUCUCUCCCCUUCUAGUAUUUCAUGAACAGGAGAGGGACCGAAUUAAUGGCGGGCUGCAGAAGCGUAACUAGAAACCACAGGGCCCCGGUGCGAAAAUUGCCCUGUGGGGCCCCCCUUACAUCUACCUCCUACACCACACGUCCCCCCCGCCCUCCGCCCACACAUGCAGACACAUACAGACACAUACAUACACCAUCAGACAUACACAUUCAGAUACACACACACAUACACAGAGGCGGGUAGCAGAGUUCCUGUCAGACGCGGCGAGGGAGCUGUGUUCUCUCUGCUCCCUCGUGGGCUGUCUACUGAUGCCGGGAGCGGAAUAUGACGUCAUAUUCCGGCAUCAGAAAACGGCGCACGAGGGAGCAGAGCAGAGAGAACACAGCUCCCUCGCCGCGUCUGACAGGAACUCUGCCGCCCGUGUGGGGGCCCAUUAGGUGGCCAGCUGGCCACUUUUUGGGCCCCCCUAUGACAGAGGGAACACGGAGGGGGCGGCAUCUAGGCGGCCCACGGUCGCAGGAGUCGUGGCUGUGGCCGGGCCCCCUGCAGUGACAGGUACGCCACUGGCGGGCUGGUAAAUCACACUAAUCUCGGGCAAACAAAAUAUUGAUGUUUGCACAGACCGUUCUACACAUCUUCUAAACUGCAUGAAGCCUCCAGCCUCUGCCUGUAGCAGACACCUCAAACUCUGUCCCCCCCAGAUGUUACUAAUCUAUAACUCCCUAAAUCCCUCCUUAUAGCAAUGUCAGUAGAGGGGCAGGAAUAUGGAUUUAAGUUAAUCAAAAAUGGCUUAAAGGGACACUCCAGACCCCUGAAGAACUUUAGUUUGAUGAAAAGCUUUAUUUGUGCUCGGAAUUUCAAUAGGUUAUGGAUUGUAGAAGAUGCAAAGUUGGUUGAGGUGUGCCGAAACCAACGGACGAGUAGGCCUGUAAUAUAGAGGGCCCACCAAGGUGAAAUGAGAAUGUGUAGGUGGGUGGCGUCAAUCAGCUUGCAUGGCAAAGGUGAGUAGGGGCUAGGGGUUUAAGUAGGGGCCUUAACUCCUCCCACAAAUUCAGGCCUAAUGGCCUUUUAACUUGUGCUCGGAAUUCUAUACCAGCCCAGUAAUGCGACGCGCCAGCACAGUGUGCUGAUAUAGAGGGUGAAAAAAUAACUUGAAAUUGAAAACUCUUACUCCAACGAAAGAACGCAUAUAUGCGUUCAAAAUAAACAAAAGAGCACCUUUAUUUUAAGUAGACGUACAUUUGCAUGUAAUCAAUGUUUCAGUAAAACUACUUUGGCCUAUUAACCCCUUAAUGACGAGUGACGGACAAGGUCCGUCACUCAGGGGAAACCCUUAACGACGAGUGACGGACCUUGGGAGCAUGGUAGUUAGCUCCGCCCCCUCCCUCAGUCCUCCUGUGCUGACAGCUAUGCUGCUGUCAGUAUCAGUGAGUGUGCCGCUGGCGGCCACGAUAUUAUUAAAAUAUAGGGAGCAGGGCUCCCUCUUUACAUGCAGCCCCCCCGCGGCCUACUGGGAAAUUUCCCGGUAUCCUGGUGGGCCAGUCCAGCCCUGAUUGUAGAAGAUGCAAAGUUGGUUGACCUGGUUACACCCACUGGCUGUCAAUCAGACACCCGGCCAUGUUACUUCCUGGCUUGUUUAGCUCAGUGAUGCUAAACUCAAGAGGCAGCAAUUGCCUCGAGCACCUGCCUUGCAAAGACUUCUCAUUGAGCUACAUUGGGAAGUCUGUGAUUGGACAGCCACAGAAAGUCUGGGCGGGGUUAGAAGGGGAGGGCUUGCAAAGGCUGCAGAUAAGAGAUCUGCAGUUUUGCAAGCCAUUUUUAGAUAUACCCUCAUUGGAAAAAAAAUACAUACAAGUUUUCAUUUGGGGUAUAUCUACUAAACAAUGAUUUAAAAAAAAUUUAUUUUAUAUUUGGGCAGUGGAGUUUCCCUUUAAAAUGAAGAAUGGGCUACAUCCAAAUGCCUUGCACCAUAUUCAUCUCACUGCAGUAUGCUGUAAUUAUAAUAAUAUUAAUAAUAAUAAUAAUAGUAUAUAAUGAUGCAAUACACUGUAGUAAUACAAUAGGCUUUAAUGAUACAAUAAGUUUAAUGAUACAACAAACUGUAAUAAUACAAUAAUAACAAUAGGUUAUAAUGAAAAAAUAAGCUGCAAUUUAGCAAAAAAGCCAUAAUGAUAGAAUAUGCUUUGUUGAUACUAUAAGCUUUAGUGCUUAUGGAGCUGAAAGAGUUACUCCAACCACCAUGACCACUUCUGCUUUUAGAAGUGGUCAUUGUGGAAGGAGUCUGUGCAGCAUUUCUGCAUAAACAAAUAUCACAUUCAGAGAUAUUUGCACUUUUGUGCCAGCGGCUAGUUACACCCCUGGCACACGUGACUUAGUAGCCGUGUAUACUGUUACAGGCUCAUAAUAUGAAUUAUGUGCAAAAAGUAUGUCUGUCGUCACCGCGCACAGCACACUGGCAAUAGACAGAUCUCCCUCCCUUCAUUUAUUUACCAUCUCCUCAGUCUCAGCUCCCUUAUACUGCUCAUUUUUUCCACCCCCGCCAUCUGCCCCCCACUGCCUUCCUCCCCGGCCCAGAGUGCGCGCAUGCCAGACAUAGGACAGGCUGUUGAAUCCAGUAAAGGGGGCCUUGCCCUGCGUCGCAGUACAGAUAAGUUUACACUUUAUUUUAUAUAGUUUUAAAGGAAAAUUCCAGUGCCAGGAAAACAAUCUGUUUUCCUGGCACUGCAGGUCCCCUUUCCCUCCCACCCCCAACUCAGGUAGCUGAAAGCUGAAGGGGUGAAAACUUUUCUCUUUUCAGCUAUGUAACUAUGUAAUAUACCGGAGACCCCGCCAAUGUCCUUUGGCGGUGGUUUCGGGUCGGCGUCGCUCCUCCCAGUAAUCACGUCAGCCGGUGGGCGAGACUGAUCCCGCCCUCCGGCUGAGGAAACCUAAUGCGCAUGCGCGGCAAUGCCGCGCAUGCGCAUUAGGUCUCCCCAUAGGAAAGCAUUGAAAAAAAUUUUCAAUGCUUUCCUAUGGGGAAUUGAGCAACGAUGGAGGUCCUCACACAGCGUGAGGACGUCGAGCGAUGCUCUAGCACAGAAAAUCUUUGCUAUGAAUCAGGAAGUGCCCUCUAGUGGCUGUCUAGUAGACAGCCACUAGAGGAGGAGUUAACCCUGCAAGAUAAUUAUUGCAGUUUAUGAAAACUGCAAUAAUUACAGUUGCAGGGUUAAGAGUAGUGGGAGUUGGCACCCAGACCACUCCAAUGGGCAGAAGUGGUCUGGGUGCCUGGAGUGUCCCUUUAAUUACUAAAGACCAAUAGGGCAUUCUAAAUUAAAUAUAUAUAUAUCAUUUAAAGGAGUUGGAGUAAGCCUUUAAUGUGUUUCUGAAAAGGUAUAUUUUUGAAGAUAGUUGUUUUUGAUGAUUUGAAUUAAAGGAACAACCUGCUGUAGUGGUUAUGGUGCUAUGAGUGCCCUGGCGCCCUCCCAUUGAAAUUUGUCAAGCCAUUUUAGAACGGUUUGACAACUUACCUGGAUCCCGACAGGUCCCUGCACAGCAUCUGGUCUUCUCCUGCGGGAGAGGCCAGGUGUCUUCACAGAGCUAAGCGCAGCUGACCCAGGACUGCGCCUAGUUACGGAGAGCACUCAGACUACGCUCCUCCCAGCCUUUAAUCAUGGCCCAGCUGAGUGGGGGCUGGAAGGAGAAUCAGUAGCGGAUUAUGCGGCUAUUAGUGCCCUGCAGGACCUAAAUACUGGGAGGGCAGCAGGACACUCCUGGCACCAUUAUCAUUACAGAGAGUUUUAAAACCCAGAAAAGUUCAAGAGUGCACCUGACUCUCUGUAACAGUACGUGCUGCUUGCUCACAAACCUCUAUCUGUACUAUUUAUUGAAAUGGAUGUUCCCCUUAAGGGAAACUAUAGUGCAUUGAAUACGGCGGACUUCGGCGGAGGAGAACUAAUGCGCGGCAAUGGCCGUGCUCGCAUUAGGAUCUCCCCAUAGGAAAUCAUUAUUCAAUGCUUUCCUAUGGAGAAAAUCUGACGCUGGAAGUCGUCAUGCAGAGUGUGAGGAUAUCCAGUGUCAGAUAAAGGACCAGAAGUCCCUCUAGUGGCUGUGUGGUAGACAACCAGUAGAGGAGGAGUUAACCCUCAGAGUUUAUAAUUACCACUGCAGGGUUAAGGGUGAUGGGAGUUUGCACCCAGACCACUUCAAUGAGCUGAAGUGUUCUGGGUGCCUACAGUGUCCCUUUAAUUUCUUUUCCUUCUUUAAUGGUUCCUGCUGUAUGGAAUGCAAAUAAUUUGUUCUGGGUUGCCUUUACUAACUGAUGACUUCUUACGUCAGGGAACAUGGAUUUGCAUUUCGUACCAGAAAUUUACAUGUUGGUGUUGAUACAGAAUUCGGGUUUAGUUUUAAUGUUGAGAAAGGGUAGAGCUUACAAAGAGGUCCUUCUUUUACACAUACCCCAAUGAAAUAAUGUCUAUUUAAAUGCGUGCAUGCUUUCAUUGGGCGUUUAUUCACUAAACAGUGAUUAUUUUUUGUGUGUAUUUGGGCAGUGGAGUGUCCCUUUAAAUCCCUUCCAUUCUAGACAUUACUACAGUACAAAGCUUUCCAUUUACCAGUAAAUAGCUGAUGGCAGACCUUGCAUUGACGUAAAUGGUAUAGAGAAGGAUUUAUGCUCAAAAAACACCGUAACUUGGAAACAAUUCUCUAAAAUUCAAUUUACUGUCUAUGGAAAACUAAAUGUGAUUUCAAUAUAUUUAGAAAAUUGGUUGAAUUUACGCCCAUUUAUAGAGACGGGAGCUAUUUAUAUUUAAUGCAUGGCGACAGUGUUACAAGCUAAUAGUAGUAAAUCUAUUUCUGUUCAUUUUAAAAAUAUCCGUGUCUUUGUUUUUCUUUGUGAGUUUAUUUACCCGUCUUAUGAACAUUGAACAACAAACUCAACAUGGCGAGAUAUAGAGUUUACGCAUGAAACUGAGAUUGGUGGCGAAUUAAAAAUUGCAGAAUUCAGGCUCAACUGGCCAAAGCACCGUUUAUUUAUUUUAUUUUCCUGGGCCAUUAUACAUGGCAGCAUCACGCUUACCCAUAUGAAAAUAAAAUAAGGGUAAGUAUGGAAACUAUUUUUUUUAAAUUAUAUUUAUAUUAAUUUCUACAAAUCUGGACACACUGAUAUUAAAGAAACGCUGCAAGUACCAUAACCACUUAAACUGAUUGAAGUGCUUAUGGUGCCUUGAGUCAAUGGGCACCGGGUCUUGCAUCACUGUUAAACUGUUUAGUUUGUGCUGCAGGCUGCAGCAGAAAUAUAUUGUGAGUUGUAACUUGUCUCAUACCAUACCAAUAUCACGGAUUGGAGGCAUUGAGAGGGUUAGCGCGCUUAGCUGACGCACUCAGUGGAGGAUAACACUGCUCCGUCAUUUUAUUAUUGGGGGCCGGGCUGCAGCCUGCCUGAGACUGAGCAUCACUGCUGAACGUUGAGGAAAUUAUUUAACAUUGAUGCAGGACCUAGUGCUCGUGGGCUCAAUGCACCAUAAUUACUUCAAUUAUUUGAAGUAGUUAUGGUGCAUGCAGUCUUCUUUUUCAUAAGAUGUCAAAAUCCCACACAAGGGUUUGUUCAGUGUGUAGUGAAAUGUUACAUUUAAACAAGAUAGCCUUAUUGGAGAUAAAAUUUCCAACAAAAUUUCAGGAAUCAGCCGCAGUAUCGCUCAUGAAAAUACUAAAACUGCUGUAUAUGAAGUGUAUUGGAAGCCACUGUACUAAUCACACCCUUUUUUUUGUUUAUUUAUCAAAAUCUAAGAGGAGGUCUGUAUUUUAUUAUGAGUGCACAUGUCAUAUGAUUACAUUCCAGAUAAGUAUCUGUAUGGCCAAGGGGAAGAAUGGCUGAGAGUGCUGGGUUAAACCAACCCUAACAUUGCCGUCCUAAUCCGUGACUCCCAACCAUCCAACUUUCGGUUGGAGAGUCCCAAUAUUCGGGUCCUGUCUCAACUUUGUUCCCUGGUGACCUGAUUUCGGGGACAGUUGCCUGCACUCAGGGUAAAGAACAAUGCAGAGUACUUAAUCAGUGCUCACUGCAGGGUCUGCCCUCAGUGGUCUGACAUUCUUGAUUGGCAGUCGGUGUGGUAUGCAUUAAUUCAGGCGGACCCCCUCCCUUCUGCCAGAAAUUCAGGCGGACCCCUUCCCUUCAGUGGUAAGAUAAAGGCCUGAAUUUGAGUGCUGACAAAACCUACCACUAAACAAAUGGUAUGUCAGAUCAUAGGGCACUGACCAAAGUAUCCAAUGAUCUACUUACUGCAAAAUCUUGUGGUCACUACUCUAUCCUAAUUCUCCUUGACCUGUCUGCGGCUUUUGACACUGUUGAUCAUCAACAGCUUCUUCUCAUCCUCCGCAAUAUCGGUCUACAAGAUACUGCUCUCUCCUGGUGCUCCUCCUACCUCUCCCAGCGCUCUUUCAGUGUUUCUUUCUCUGGCUCUGCUUCUUCUCCCCAACUCCUCUCUGUUGGUGUCCCCCAAGGUUCAGUCCUUGGUCCCCUACUGUUCUCCAUCUAUACUGCCUCCCUUGGUAAACUCAUUAGCUCCUUUGGCUUCCAAUAUCAUUUCUAUGCAGAUGACACGCAAAUCUACCUGUCCUCUCCUGAUCUCUCCCCGUCCCUCUUGACUAGUGUCUCUGACUGCCUCUCUGCUGUUUCUAACUGGAUGGCUGCCCACUUCCUUAAACUAAAUUUGACCAAAACUGAAAUUCUGGUCUUUCCUCCCUCAAGUGUUGUUACUCCUGUGUCUCCCUCCCUCCAAGUCAACGGUGCUACCAUCAGCUCCACCACGCAGGCUCGCUGCCUAGGUGUUCUCUUUGACUCAAACCUCUCCUUCAAGCAUCAUGUUCAAUCUAUCGCCAAAUCCUGUCAUUUCAAUCUCAAAAACAUUGCGCGCAUCCGCCCCUACUUAACGCCAGAUGUGACUAAGGUGUUGGUCCAUUCCACUGUCCUUUCUCGCCUUGACUAAAGUAAUCCGCUUCUCAGUGGUCUUACGUGCUCCCAACUAGCGCCGUUACAGUCCAUAAUGAAUGCGGCGGCGAGGCACAUCUUCCUGUCCGCCCGCACCUGCCAUGCCUCACCCUUCUGUCUGUCCCUACAUUGGCUUCCUAUAAAAUAUAGAGCUCAAUUUAAAAUUCUGGUUCUUGCUUUCAAAUCUCCACAUAAUGCUGCUCCCACCUAUCUAUCCUCCCUUAUACACAAGUAUGUCCCGUCUAGGCCCUUACGAUCUGCUGAAGACUUACGUCUAUCUUCUGUCCGUACUCCCACCUCUGAUGCUCGCCUUCAAUAUUUCUCGAUGGCUGCACCGUUCCUGUGGAACUCGCUUCCCUCCUCCGUUAGAUGCUCACCCAGUCUCCACUCCUUCAAAAAAUCGUUAAAAACCCACUUCUUCAUAAAAGCGUAUCAAUUAAACUGUUAAUAGCUCCUGACUGAUUCCUCUUCUGCAACUGUCACUAGUCUAAUACUAUCCUUACCUUUUUGUGUCAUUUUACCCCACUCCCUCUAGCAUGUAAGCUCAUUGAGCAGGGCCCUCAACCCCUCUGUUCCUGUGUGUCCAACUUGUCUGGUUACAAAUACAUGUCUGUUCAUCCACCCAUUGUAAAGCGCUGUGGAAUUUGACGGCGCUCUAUAAAUAUCAUAAUAAUAAUAAUAAUUAUCUGCACCAUAACUACUACAGAAAUGUUUAAUGAUACAGCAUGCUUUAAUAACAACAUAUCUCCCAGCACUAGGAGGUAUGAAACAACUUGUAUUGCAGUUACGUGACUGCUGAAGUCCCCAAGGGAGUGGGCCCACGCGAUAAGGGUGUAGCGCCAUUUAAAAAAGGAAUGUGUCCGUCUGGUGUGAAUGCACACGGGCUCUAUGCCUUAAGUGCCCCGUUAAAGAGCUUUGUCUGUGGGCUCAGUGCCCUGUUAAAAUGCUCUAUCGGUGGGCUUUGUGCCCUGAGUGACCUGUUGAAGCGCUCUGUCCGUGUGCUCUAUGCCCUGAGUGUCCUUUUGAAGUACUCUGCCCGUGGGAUUAAUACACUUAGUGCCCUGUUUACGUGCUCAACGGGCAAUUCGUACAGCACAGGCACAUCCAAAUAUGCUUUCUGUGGACAGUUCCCUGGUGGUUGAGCUGUAAUAAUAUAAUAAGCUGUAAUGAUGCAAUGAGCUGUAAUGAUGCAAUGAGUUGUAAUGACACAAUGAGCUGUAAUGAUGCAAGGAGAUGUAAUGAUACAAGGAGCUGUAAUAAUACAGUGAGCUGUAGUGAUACAAUGAGCUGUAAUAAUACAAUUGAUUGUAAUGAUACAAGGGGCUGUAAUAAUACAAUAAGCUGUAAUGAUACACAGAGCUGUAAUAAUACAGUGAGCUGUAGUGAUAUAAGGAGUUGUUAUUGGACACAAUGAGCUGUAAUACUAUAAUGAGCUGUGAUUAUAUAAUAAGACGUAAUGAUACCAUGAUCUGUAAUAAUACAAUUAAUUGUAAUGAUACAAGGGGCUGUAGUGGUUAUGGUGCUUGGAGUGUCCCUUUUAAGUUACUUUUUAAAACCUUCUUUGCCCUUUAUUAAAAAAUAAAAUGAAAACUCACAUAUAGAAUAAUUAUUUUAUAUAAACAAAAGUUUAUUUAAUAACACAUUUACUGUCCCAUUGUACAGCGCUACGGAAUCUGAUGGCGCUAUAUAAAUAAUAAAAUAAUAAUAAAAAUAAUAACUGUGAAGUCAGUGUGAGGGAGAGAUGUGUGGAAGGAGUUAAUAAUGUCUCACUAGCCUGCCAUUCUCAUCCUCACUGCAAUCAUACUUGUGGUUAGAUUUCUGUGAAACCGGAGUCUAAAAAGGGAGCUGUAAAUAUCAUGAUUUGCAGAGCUGGUGGAAAACUCUGCGUGUGAUAGACUUUCAAGCCUGCAGCUUCCAACCGCUUGAGAAAACUGCUUUUACUUUAACUUAAAAAAAAAAACAUUUAAAUGCAAAAAAAAAAGGCAAACAAUGCAUUAUUAUAACCGUGUUUCUAUAGCUGCGCUGAAAUGCAUCCUUAUUGGCGCAAUAUGAACGUUCUUGUUAGUGAUGGCCAAUUGAAUGCUUCUCAUGACAUGCUGUGCAAUUCGCCAAUCCAGUGUCCUCUAUGGGAAGCUAUGGACAGACACGGUUUAAUGGUAUGAUUAUAGAAGGUGAAAUAGUAAGAGUAACGAGAACAGAGAAAUCAGGUAUUCCAGGAAGUGAGCCGAGUUAUGGGGUGCAGAGACAUUAUAAAUGAAAGACAAAGCGAGGACAAUAAUACAAAAUGCAGCAUUUCCUCACAGAGACACAGUGAAUCAGUGCAUCUCUAAGUGUGGAGACGCUGGACUAGGAAGCACCUCUAGUGGCCAUCUGAGUAACUGCACCUAGAGGUGCCACUAGGCAGCAAUAUAAAUACUACCUUAUCCCUGAAAAUGCCGUAUUUACAGUGCUACCACUGCAGGGACAGACUAUAGACACUAUAUACGUUUUGGUGACUAUAGUGUUCCUUUAAAUAGGCUGGUGGGGAGGGGUAAGUACCAGGAGCCUUGGCUAGAGUGCUCUGUUAUCCAGUGUAGCGUUACUUAUUCUGCGCGUUGUUUGGGGGCGCAGGCGCGACGUGGACCAAUCACAGAUAACGUUAUUUAAACACCCCUGGUCCUGUAUAAUGUGCCCUAUUGUGGUUUCUGUCCCAGGACCCUUUAGUGCGUUCCUUGUUCUCUUGUAUUAUUGUACUUGUAUUGACCUGGGCUUCAUUCUGACUCUGCGUUUAUCUUUAACCCUUUCCUGUAUUGUUUGCCUGUCUGACUGAUUACCAUGUACCUGACUCUGGCCAGUUCUCGUUUUCGCAGUCUCUCCGUUACCCUCACCUCGUUACUGACUACGCUUUUUCUCUGUCCUACGUUAAGUCCGGCCAUUCUAAGGCCCGGUUAUAUGUUAUUUCCCUGUCUUGUCCCUUGCUGUCCUGCACUCUGCGUGUUGGGGUAUUACGCCGGGACAUCCAGUUAUCCUUAAUAGCAAAGCUGCAGGAGCGGUUAUAUAGAGCUUAAAACUCAGUGCUGUCUCAGAUCCUCUAGUGCCUGUGAUAUUACAACUUAGUGUAUUAUUAUAAUUACUUAAAGUGAUUUCUAGACGUACAAGUUCUCACAAUAAUUUACCAUAUUCAAAUAAUAACUUGAAACAUGUAACCUUAUAAACUAUCACCGUCUUUUACAUUUGCUUAGUGUGUGUGUGUUUGUGUGUGUGUGUGUGUGUGUGUUCUCAUGUGCUGGUGAGCAGUGAAAUGCCAGGUUACUGUGGUAAGAUGUGAUGUAGCCACUGCUGUAUAAAUUACCUAGAAACGCGUGGGCACAAACACAAACUGACGAGCUUAAAUAGAACAUUGUGAGGUUGAAUUUGCACUUUCUUCAGGACUGCCCAGAGUAAUGUUUCAUACCCGAACUCCGCUUUGUUAACAGAGCUGACUUGUUGAUUUUGUUAUAUUAGUUCCAGAUAUUUUGCCUUAAAAAGUGUUACUUUUCAUAAACUUAAAAAUGUUUCAGUCCUGAGUCUAACCGACAGUUGUGCAAGUUGUAUUGUUUUUUAAAAGAUACAAUCUUCCUCUUCUCAUUGAAACUAUCAAGAUCUUAUCUUGUUGCACAACACUAUUCAACGGACAGUGAACCUAAACAAUAAGAACCUGUUAAAACCACAGUUUCAGUUUGUGGGAGCUGCGCCUUUCUGUCCAUCUCGUAUACACGUAGUACCUGGAAACUAGCAAAAAUUAAAUGGAUCCUUCCUGGUUAUAUCAUUAGACUUUAUUAUAGUUUUCGCUGCCAUAGUCAUUUCUGAACCCCUGGCUUUGCCAUUUUUGCAUUCUGCCUCGAUCGUAUACGACAGAGCAGAGGGGAGAUAAGCCAAGACGAUGAUGGGGGAAAAGAUAGAGCUGACACGGAUACAGUCACAAUUUUUACAGUGCAGAUCGCAUCCCAUUGUACGGCGAUACAGAACUUGUUGGCGCUUUAUAAAUAUUAAUAAUAAUAAUAAUAAUAAUAAUAAUAAUAUGGAAUUAUUGGUGUCCGCUUAAUUAGGAGGCCGUAAGGCACUCUGCAAGCUGGCAGAUUCUUAUAGACGAAAUAAUAAACUGACACCACUAUACCACUAUACUAAUGAACCACUAUACUAUUAAACCACUAUACUAUUAAACCACUAUACUAAUAAACCACUAUACUAAUGAACCCCUAUACUAUUAAACCACUAUACUAUUAAACCACUAUACUAAUAAACCACUAUACUAAUGAACCCCUAUACUAUUAAACAACUAUACUAAUGAACCCCUAUACUAUUAAACCCCUAUACUAUUAAACCCCUAUACUAUUAAACCCCUAUACUAUUAAACCCCUAUACUAUUAAACCACUAUACUAAUGAACAACUAUACUAUUAAACCACUAUACUAUUAAACCACUAUACUAAUGAACCACUAUACUAUUAAACCACUAUACUAUUAAACCACUAUACUAUUAAACCACUAUACGAUUAAACCACUAUACUAAUGAACCACUAUACUAAUGAACCACUAUACUAUUAAACCACUAUACUAUUAAACAACUAUACUAUUAAACAACUAUACUAUUAAACCACUAUACUAUUAAACAACUAUACUAUUAAACCACUAUACUAUUAAACCACUAUACUAAUAAACCACUAUACUAAUAAACCACUAUACUAAUGAACCCCUAUACUAUUAAACCCCUAUACUAUUAAACCCCUAUACUAUUAAAACACUAUACUAUUAAACCACUAUACUAUUAAACCACUAUACUAAUGAACCACUAUACUAUUAAACCACUAUACUAUUAAACCACUAUACUAAUAAACCACUAUACUAAUGAACCCCUAUACUAUUAAACCACUAUACUAUUAAACCACUAUACUAAUAAACCACUAUACUAAUGAACCCCUAUACUAUUAAACAACUAUACUAAUGAACCCCUAUACUAUUAAACCCCUAUACUAUUAAACCCCUAUACUAUUAAACCCCUAUACUGUUAAACCACUAUACUAAUGAACAACUAUACUAUUAAACCACUAUACUAUUAAACCACUAUACUAAUGAACCACUAUACUAUUAAACCACUAUACUAUUAAACCACUAUACUAUUAAACCACUAUACGAUUAAACCACUAUACUAAUGAACCACUAUACUAAUGAACCACUAUACUAUUAAACCACUAUACUAUUAAACCACUAUACUAUUAAACAACUAUACUAUUAAACAACUAUACUAUUAAACCACUAUACUAUUAAACAACUAUACUAUUAAACAACUAUACUAUUAAACCACUAUACUAUUAAACCACUAUACUAAUAAACCACUAUACUAAUAAACCACUAUACUAAUGAACCCCUAUACUAUUAAACCCCUAUACUAUUAAACCCCUAUACUAUUAAAACACUAUACUAUUAAACCACUAUACUAAUGAACCACUAUACUAUUAAACCACUAUACUAUUAAACCACUAUACUAUUAAAAGGGACCAUACAUGAAGGUAUGGUCCCCUUUAAUUUGCAAUGAAAUUCUUUAAAUUUAAUUCUUGUAAAUUAACCAUCCUGGCGUCUUGCGCAUUGUGGCUGGGGUGAAAGGCUGAAAGGGGGCAGUUCAAUAAUGCAAUAGUCACUGGUGCUGCCAAAUGGUGUGGGUCUAACCAAAGGAUUGGCAGGUCAGCUAGGCAUUGCAUGCACCCCAGGCUACCUGUCCAUCACACAGGCCGUCCCACUGGUGGCACUGUUUCAACUCUCUCUGCAGGGUGCUAAUGCUUUUAGGCUAUGUUUGUUGAGGAUAGUUCUCUGGUGACCUCAAAAGAGGGAACACAGAGAACAAAGUCCUGAUCAUGGGACAUCACCCGAAAACUGGGACACCCUCCCGGCUGUCAAUCCGAUAACUGUGAUACACUCAGACACAUUACUGGGAGUAUUAUUACUGUGGAGCUCUGUUAUACACUCAGACACAUUACUGGGAGUAUUAUUGCUGUGGAGCUCUGUUAUACACUCAGACACAUUACUAGGAGUAUUAUUGCUGUGAAGCUCUGUUAUACACUCAGACACAUUACUGGGAGUAUUAUUGCUGUGGGCUCUGUUAUACACUCAGACACAUUACUGGGAGUAUUAUUGCUGUGGAGCUCUGUUAUACACUCAGACACAUUACUGGGAGUAUUAUUGCUGUGGAGCUCUGUUAUACACUCAGACACAUUACUGGGAGUAUUAUUGCUGUGGAGCUCUGUUAUACACUCAGACACAUUACUGGGAGUAUUAUUGCUGUGGAGCUCUGUUAUACACUCAGACACAUUACUGGGAGUAUUAUUGCUGUGGCGCUCUGUUAUACACUCAGACACCUUACUGGGAGUAUUAUUGCUUUGGAGCUCUGUUAUACACUCAGACACAUUCCUGGGAGUAUUAUUGCUGUGGAGCUCUGUUAUACACUCAGACACAUUACUGGGAGUAUUAUUGCUGUGGAGCUCUGUUAUACACUCAGACACAUUACUGGGAGUAUUAUUACUGUGGAGCUCUGUUAUACACUCAGACACCUUACUGGGAGUAUUAUUGCUGUGGAGCUCUGUUAUACACUCAGACACCUUACUGGGAGUAUUAUUGCUGUGGAGCUCUGUUAUACACUCAGACACAUUACUGGGAGUAUUAUUGCUGUGGAGCUCUGUUAUACACUCAGACACAUUACUGGGAGUAUUAUUGCUUUGGAGCUCUGUUAUACACUCAGACACAUUCCUGGGAGUAUUAUUGCUGUGGAGCUCUGUUAUACACUCAGACACAUUACUGGGAGUAUUAUUGCUGUGGGGCUCUGUUAUACACUCAGACACAUUACUGGGAGUAUUAUUGCUGUGGAGCUCUGUGAUACACUCAGACACAUUACUGGGAGUAUUAUUGCUGUGGGGCUCUGUCAUACACUCAGACACAUUACUGGGAGUAUUAUUACUGUGGAGCUCUGUCAUACACUCAGACACAUUACUGGGAGUAUUAUAGCUGUGGAGCUCUGUUAUACACUCAGACACAUUACUGGGAGUAUUAUAGCUGUGGAGCUCUGUUAUACACUCAGACACAUUACUGGGAGUAUUAUUGCUGUGGAGCUCUGUUAUACACUCAGACACAUUACUGGGAAUAUUAUUGCUGUGGAGCUCUGUUAUACACUCAGACACAUUACUGGGAGUAUUAUUGCUGUGGAGCUCUGUUAUACACUCAGACACAUUGCUGGGAGUAUUAUUGCUGUGGAGCUCUGUUAUACACUCAGACACAUUACUGGGAGUAUUAUUGCUGUGGGGCUUCGUUAUACACUGAGACACAUUACUGGGAGUAUUAUUGCUGUGGGGCUUCGUUAUACACUGAGACACAUUACUGGGAGUAUUAUUGCUGUGCAGCUCUGUUAUACACUCAGACACAUUACUGGGAGUAUUAUUGAUGUGGAGCUCUGUUAUACACUCGGACACAUUACUGGGAGUAUUAUUGCUGUUGAGCUCUGUUAUACACUCGGACACAUUACUGGGAGUAUUAUUGCUGUUGAGCUCUGUUAUACACUCAGCCACAUUACUGGGAGUAUUAUUGCUGUGGAGCUCUGUUAUACACUCAGACACAUUGCUGGGAGUAUUAUUGCUGUGGAGCUCUGUGAUACACUCACACACAUUGCUGGGAGUAUUAUUGAUGUGGAGUUCUGUUAUACACUCAGACACAUUACUGGGAGUAUUAUUGCUAUGGAGCUCUGUUAUACACUCAGACACAUUGCUGGGAGUAUUAUUGCUGUGGAGCUCUGUUAUACACUCAGACACAUUACUGGGAGUAUUAUUGCUGUGGAGCUCUGUUAUGCACUCAGACACAUUACUGGGUGUAUUAUUGCUGUGGAGCUCUGUUAUACACUCAGACACAUUACUGGGAGUAUUAUUGCUGUGGAGCUCUGUUAUGCACUCAGACACAUUACUGGGUGUAUUAUUGCUGUGGAGCACUGUUAUACACUCAGACACAUUACUGGGAGUAUUAUUGAUGUGGAGCUCUGUUAUACACUCAGACACAUUACUGGGAGUAUUAUUGCUGUGGAGCUCUGUUAUACACUCAGACACAUUACUGGGAGUAUUAUUGCUGUGGAGCUCUGUUAUACACUCAGACACAUUACUAGGAGUAUUAUUGCUGUGGGCUCUGUUAUACACUCAGACACAUUACUGGGAGUAUUAUUGCUGUGGAGCUCUGUUAUACACUCAGACACAUUACUGGGAGUGUUAUUACUGUGGAGCUCUGUUAUACACUCAGAAACAUUACUGGGAGUAUUAUUGAUGUGGAGAUCUGUUAUACACUCAGACACAUUACUGGGAAUAUUAUUGCUGUGGAGCUCUGUUAUACACUCAGACACAUUACUGGGAGUAUUAUUGCUGUGGAGCUCUGUUAUACACUCAGACACAUUACUGGAGUAUUAUUGCUGUGGAGCUCUGUUAUACACGCAGACACAUUACUGGGAGUAUUAUUGCCGUGGAGCUCUGUUAUACACUCAGACACAUUACUGGGAGUAUUAUUGCUGUGGAGCUCUGUUAUACCCUCAGACACAUUACUGGGAGUAUUAUUGCUGUGGAGCUCUGUUAUACACUCAGACACAUUACUGGGAGUAUUAUUGCUGUGGAGCUCUGUUAUACACCCAGACAAAUUACUGGGAGUAUUAUUGCUGUGGAGCUCUGGUAUACACCCAGACACAUUACUGGAAGUAUUAUUGCUGUGGAGCUCUGUUAUACACUCAGACACAUUACUGGGAGUAUUAUUGCUGUGGAGCUCUGUUAUACACUCAGACACAUUACUGGGAGUAUUAUGUCUGUGGAGCUCUGUUAUACACCCAGACACAUUACUGGGAAUAUUAUUGCUGUGGAGCUCUGUUAUACACUCAGACACAUUACUAGGAGUAUUAUUGCUGUGGAGCUCUGUUAUACACCCAAACACAUUACUGGGAGUAUUAUUGCUGUGGAGCUCUGUUAUACACCCAGACACAUUACUGGGAGUAUUAUUACUGUGGAGCUCUGUUAUACACUCAGACACAUUGCUGGGAGUAUUAUUGAUGUGGAGCUCUGUAAUACACUCAGACACAUUACUAGGAGUAUAAUUGAUGUGGAGCUCUGUUAUACACUCAGACACAUUACUAGGAGUAUUAUUGCUGUGGAGCUCUGUUAUACACCCAGACACAUUACUGGGAGUAUUAUUGAUGUGGAGCUCUGUUAUACACUCAGACACAUUACUGGGAGUAUUAUUGAUGUGGAGCUCUGUUAUACACUCAGACACAUUACUGGGAGUAUUAUUACUGUGGAGCUCUGUUAUACACUCAGACACAUUACUGAGUAUUAUUGAUGUGGAGCUCUGUUAUACACUCAGACACACCAACAAUAUGGAGCGCAUUAGGAUAGAAAAAGAGUACAGAGGGAUUUGGGCCCAAAAUAGGGACUGUCCUUACGAAAAAGUAACAGUUGUGAGAUAUGUGACUUCCAUACUACUCACGUGGCUUUUUGUGGGUUUUGGUAGCCAUUUAGUGAAUUCCUGGUUUCUGUGAUUGAUUGAUUUUAGUUUUGACCUUGGCUCUUGUGUCUGCUUUGAUUAGCUUUCUAGUGUUCCCCUGACCUGGCCAUCUUUUCAAGUUCAUGUCUUCUUGAUUCCCUUCCCUUGGCUAGUAUUCUCGCUGACGCUCUUUUUUUUUCCCUCCUCAGAGGCAUGUUGUUCAGCCAUGACUGUUGUUUCGUAAGGACCAUUAACUUGUCUCAAUGUCACUAUCCAUCUUUCUCAUCUGUCAAAUCUUUCUUUGUAGAUUCCAACCUUUACUGCACAGGCGAGGGUCAGUUACAUCCUGACAAUAAGUCAUGCAAAAAUGUCAUGAAUGACAGCAAGAUUGUAUCGGUUCCAAUUUAUUUUCAUUAUUUCCUCUUAUUUAUCUGUAUUUCAAAAAUAAAAAUCUGACAUGAUAUGUGGGUAUAUGCAUGCUUGAUGCCAUCAGAUGUUGUAUGGGCCAAUCUAUAAUCCGAAGUCUUCUGGCAGUAUUCAGGUAAGUAGAUCUGUUGGUUGGUGACUAUGUAUCAUGUAUUUCUGCAGUCCGUAACGAUUGCUGUUAACCGGUUUAUUUUCAUCUCAGAUCCCUCCUCUUGCACCUCUCCCUUUGCCAAUCUUUACAUUGGGUCCCUGUACCUUGUGGGAUACAGUUCUAAAUAUUAACAUUUAAAUACAAAACUCGUAAUGCUUCAACCUUUCAUUAAAAGUAUUCACUGAUUCAUAGGUUCAAACCUUUUCUGCCGGAGACGUCUUUCUGUCCGCGGUUUACGUACGUACUACUCUCCCUGAAAAGAUUUCUCGAGCACCGCUCCAUUCCUGCAGUACAGCCUGUGUACCAAUCAGACUUUCUCAUACUCUUCAGUCCCUUAGGAAGUCCCAAACACACAUCUCUUUGGGCAAGCCUAUAGCCUCCUCGGGUAAUUCCAUUUGUUAGGUCUUUGUUAGAUCAGGUUUGAUCAACAUUUUUUUUCAUUAGAUCUACUCUAAAAUAUGCGAUAUUAACAAUCAUUGUCGGGGGGGCUAACCCAUAGCCAGCCCCCCCUCAACAAAAAUUUGUACAAAAUGUUGUUGAUUAUGAUAGCUCUACGUUAGAUCAGGUUUGAUCAGGCAAAAUCAGGCUGAGAUAUUGCAUAUAUAAUUAGGGGGGGCUGGCCCCCCCUCAACUGAAAUUUGGACAAAAUGUUACUGAUUCUGGUAGCUACUUGUUAGAUCAGGUUUGGUCAACAGUUUUUUUCGUUAGAUCUAUCACGCAAGAGGCGGUAUUCACUACUUAACUUUGUGGGCGUUACUACGGGUUAGCCCUCCCUCAAGUGAAAUUUUAAUUUUUUUUUUAUUGAUUUUUGUAGAUAUUCGUUAGAUCAGGUAAGGUCAACUGUUUUUUUUGUUAGAUCUAACAAAAAUUUUGCCUGAUCAAACCUGAUCUAACGUAGAACUAUCAUAAUCAACAACAUUUUGUACAAAUUUUUGUUGAGGUGGGGCUGGCUACGGGUUAGCCCCCCCUGACAAUGAUUGUUAAUAUCGCAUAUUUUAGAGUAGAUCUAACGAAAAAAAUAGUUGAUCAAACCUGAUCUAACAAAGAUCUAACAAAUGGAAUAAUCUUUUGUUAAAAUUCUCAAUAUGGGGGGCUACCCCGGGGGUGGUUAAUAUUUUUGUAUAAACUGUAAAAAAAAAAUAAUAAUAAUAAUUUUUUUGUCAAAAAAAAAUAUUAAAAGGUAUUAAAUCAAUCAGUAAACUUCACUCUCCUCCUUCCAGCUCUGCUUGUCCACAUUCGCUCGAGCCUCUUAUCCCACUUGUUUGUCUUUCCUCUUUUUAUAGCUUAUUUCCUAGAUUGCAAGCUGGCCCAAGACCCAUUUACUUAUAAAGGUUUUUAAGUGAAGAAUAAAUGCUUAGGAGUGUCUAUUACAAGUACUGAUCUUUAACUACUGAUUUUUGUGGGUUUCCUUGUGCAAGGCCUAUAUUUAAGUUUUAUUGCUCUGGUUCCCCAACCUAUACUCUGCAUAUGCCUUUUUAUAUAGCGUGAUGCCCAGGUAUUUUCUUAGUGUAUAAGUGAUUUGCCACCACUAGGACUCAGAAGUUGGCCGCCACUGGGCUGGAUUUAUACCUGUGUGCCUCCAAGGAAGUUUGGUGGUUCUAUGAACAGAUGUCUUUUAGGAAGUUUUUAAGUUUCUGAAGAGUGUGCACUAGCUAAUGGUAAAAGGCUGAUCAUUUCUUGACUUCUUCAUGAGUCCGCUGACACAUUCUCUCUUUUCUCUCUACAGUGACGUCACAUUCGUGGUAGGAAAACGACGGCAGGUCAUUCACGCUCAUCGCUGCAUCUUGGCCAGUCGUUGUAAGGUUUUCCAUGGCAUGUUCCUCAAUCAGUUAAAGGAGAAGAAAUCCUCUGAGGAGCUGCAGGUUCCGUUUGUGUUGGCAGACAUGAAUCCUGAUGUCUUCCUGGCCGUGUUGGAGUUCCUCUAUACCAACAGUGUAACUCUCAACAGUGUCAUUGUGAGUGCAUUCUAAAGAUUUUUACACAAUCCUAAUACCUUGCCAAUUGGAUACCUAUAUAAUAUAUACAUAGCGCUUUUUAAAACAUGUUUGUGGGCUUUGAACAUCUUAUCAUGCAGUCAAUGCUGCCAUUUUCAAUGCUCUUAAGUUAAUGCAAACUUGUUUAAGGGUUAAGUAUUAGGGCUUUGGUGAUGUAGUUCUUCAGUGGACCCUAUAUCCUAAAAAGCCUAAACACUACAAACCUUAGUCUUACAAACCUCUAACUUAAACAGACUGAUCCCUAAAAUCCUUAAUGCCAAAAAGAUAAAAAUAAAUUCCUGAUCAGCCCAUGUAUGGAUUAACUCCAACAGUUGACUAAUAGAUGGUGUUGUUGCCCUAAUUAAAAGGAUAGCCUAAGCAUUAUAACCACUAUAGCCAUCUCUAUUGGUUGUGUUUUCUAGAGUCCCCUGGUGCCAUUCCCGCGAUAAGAGCCAAAGAAAGUGCUUUAGAACAGUUUGACACAUACCUGGACUGGCCUCUUCUUAAAAUAUCAAAAACCAAAGUCCCUACUUCUGCAUUGGUGGCACCAAACCUGCCUGUGUUUUGAUGGAAUUCAUUGGCUCAGAACAUAAACAGACACUCUUGGCCAAUAAAAUCUGUCCAAAUUGAAAUUGAUAUAUCUGUUAGCGAAGGGGAUCUUCCAUUAUAGAAAUAAAUGAGAAGCGGGCUUGACCAGAGGUGCAAGGGGACCCAAUUAGGUGCCAAACUGUAAAAAGCCAGGGGACCGGGCACAGUGCAGCAGAAUCUGAUGGAAGACGAUGUAGAAGGUACAGUCAGGGUUAAUCUUCCUGAGCCAGCAUCAAGUUGCUUAACAUCACGGAUAUUGUCUUUUGUGUUUGACCCAUUUAUCACAAGGUUUUGUUAUGUUCCACAGUUCAGUUGCUCAACUUCUAUUCCUGUCUGGUGUUGUGUCCAGGAAGUGGUUAAGUCACUGAUGUAUUACUGUGAUUGCGAUCAGCUCUUGCUUUGCUUUGUGUAAUGGUUUAUAUCUUCAAUGGGAUGUGUCGUACAGCACUGACCACUGUUUUUCUUCAUGCACAGACAGGACUGAAACUGUUGCUCAAUCUGGCAACAGUUGGCUGCUUUCAGCUUGUGAUUAGCUCCAAUCAUAGUGUUAAUGCAACUCCACAAAGUAUCCAAUGUGUGUAACAAUGUGACUUUAGGGCUGCAGAGAUUUUAGCAAAAUUCUAAGAAAGUUAGAGUUAGGAGCACAGAACAGAUGAACCCCAAAUACAAAAUGUUGUGCAAAACAAUCCAAAAACAAGGCGGUAUCUGUAAAACGCAUCUCCGUCCAUAGCUGUACCCAUUGUUUGAAUGGUUGAUGGGACAGAUAUUCCCAGAGGGAACAGGGAUAUUGUCCACCAAUCCUCUCGCUGCCCCUUGUAAUCGCUAAAAUACAUUAAUAAAAUAAGUUAAAGAGAACGUUUGUUGGUGAUAGUAAUUGAUUGAUGUCAUUUAAAAACCUUAGGCAUUCACCUGUACUGGACUGCAUAUCCCAUAAUUCCAUUAGCUUUGCAGAUGAUCAUAGUACAUAGCAGCUAUUGACAGCCAGGGCUGGAUGCUAAGUAAACACAGAACAUUUUUAUGGGGGGAAACUUGUUAGAAGAGGGGUGCAGAUUUUAAGGUGGUUUUACUGGAAGUGUAAUUACAGGGUUAAAAGGUUCACACUAUGUCUUUUGAUGUGUACAGACCCUGGAGGUGCUAACUUCGGCCGUGGAGUAUGGAUUGGAUGACCUGCGAAAGGUAAAUUAUUUAGCUUCAGACAUUUCCUAAGUAAUAAGAGUUUUGUAAGGAGGAGGAAGUAGAUUUUCUUUAAAAAAAAAUAUCUGUGUUUUUUUUCAAUAAUAUGGAAAAAUUCAACAAUUCAAAUUUGAUUUUACUCAAUUUCAUAUAAAGGUUAUUGUUGAUGGUACUGGUAUGUGUUAACACUGGGUUUCUGGGAUUCUAAUGUUAGCCUCAUGUUUUUAUCUCCGUGAUGUGUUUUUAUACAUUAUUAUAUUUCAUUUAACAAAAGUAAUCUGUUUACAUAGGAAUUAGAAAAUGGAAUACAAUGCUUGCAGGGAGGGGUUGGCAACCACAAGGGAGGCAUAGAGAGGUUUUGCACAUGGCUGAUGAAAAUGAUGUUGACGUCCUGUUCUAUACUUCAAAUAAAUUGUUUUAAGCAUUGUGUGAAGGAAUAUACUAUUCAUAUAAGAGGAUGGUGCAUUCUGUUGUAAUAUGCCAAGAACAAAUAGUCUAUAUCUUGAUAUAUAAAGCGCACUGUACUGAUGAGCUGUGCAGGCUCCUGUUACAAUGUCGGUUGGUUGAAGCAAUGCGUUUUGUGCACAGUGAUAUUUAAAACACUGUUGGUUUGUUAUUCAGCCCUACUGACAUAUUGUCUGUGUCUAUGCCUAGUUUGUCACUUUUUAUUAUCCCUUAAAUACUUGUGAAAUUAUGUGUAAUGGGGAAUUGUGCAGGAAAAAAAUAUGAAACUGGAACAACCCGCAGUUACAUUUCAUUUACAAAUAGUUCAGCUUUCGGCAUGAAAGUGAAAUAAUACAUUUAUGGCCCAUUCCUGGGAGUGAGGGAUGUUCCUGAUUGUAAAAUAUAGUUGUCUUAUUUAUUUAUUUAUUUAAUAUAUGAUUCUAUUCCUUUAUGAUUAUGUUUAUCAGUCCAACAAUCUGUUGGCUAGUGAUUGCCCCCAGGGGCCGUGGCUGUUUUGUAGAACUUGCCUGGAAUGUGGAAUCCAGACUAGUAAAAAGGAUUCUUUAAAUGCCGCAAUAUUUCGAAGUGAUUAGUGAUAUGCCCGAGAUCGUGACUGCCAUGUGAUCUGACAAACUGCACGAUUUGGUUCUUUAAUGAGCAUCCAUAAAUAGUCUGUAACGGGAUGCACAGCUACAUGAAUCAUGGCAUCAAAUGAUCUGUAGAUCUGUGAUUGUGAGCAGACAGUGGGGUUUAAUCAGGAAAAUGUGGAGAAUUACAUGUUUUAGGCCGCAGUAGCUGAAUUGGGAAAGAAACUGCUGUUUUUGUACCGCAGCUAUUUUGGACAAAAUUUUGCAAUUCCUUUGUCACACGUUAAUCUUCCACAAUUCACAUUAUAGUAAAAAAAAAAACAACAACCCAUUAGUUUAUUUUUCUUUAAGGAUAAUUACUAACAGGGUUAUUUACUAAAGUAAGAAUUCAAAGUGAAUAUUCUUACUUUAGUAAAUAACCCUGUUCUUUACUAAAUUAGCCGAAAUGAAAGCAUAGGUGAUAAGAUCAUUUUGGCUAUUUAGAUUUAAUAUUCACCUUCAAUUCACUUUGAAUUCUCACUGUAGUAAAUGACCCUGGGAUUAUUCAGCAUAGCUGUAAAGCUAAGGUUGAUAACACCGUAUCGGUUUAGUUAAUCAAUUGAUCAGAAGUUGCAGCCCUGAUCCACGAGUCAGUAAUACACAAAAAGCACGUAUACAAGUAAACCCUGUACCCGUAGUGGGGAGCUGUGAGAGAAUUGGGUAACUUACCCCUUAUAAUCUCGAAAAAAACUGAGUACUUCAAAUUAUGUGCGUCUAUAAAAAACAUACAAGAAUAGAAUAUAGUUUAGAUAGUGGUAAAAUUAGAAUUUUUUGUUUUCAAGAAAAAUGGGUCACUCACAUUUAAAAGAGCCUGUAUAUUGGCUCUGUAAGUGAUAUAAAUUACACGAUACGGUAAUGCUAAUGAACAUUUUACAUUUCCAACAAAGUAGGUUUAUAAGAGGGAAAGCUGUAUUUUCAAUAACAUGCCCUGGUUUCCUUAGCGCAGAUUUGAUAUGCACUUAUUAUAUAAAUGGGGAUGCAGGUCACUGCUUGAUCCAGUAAUGUAGCCAUUCAGCCGGUACAUUUUAUCACUCAUGUCUAAUCACAGACAAGACUUUGAGGACAAUAAACAUCUAACCAUUUGUUUGUAUUCCUUGUUUAGAGAAGAGUUUUUAUUACUGAACCAUCUGUUGGGCAAGGAGCCCCCUUUUCAGAAUCUUUAAUAUAUUCGAGGACUCCACCAGCUGAAUAACUGUCCUCCUGCCGUAAGGCAAUGUCUUGGUAUAACAGUAUUAACUGCUGUUUCAGCGGAUUGGCUCUCGAUGUAUCAAAAAAUCCAACUGGCGAUGUGACGUCAACUUUUAUUUAUUUGGCCAAAUCUCCGUAAUAUAAAAUGAACACAUUCUUUUUGCGUUAACGGCGUUAUGGUGGAUCUAGAGCUGCUUAAUUUACCAAUAUUUUUUCUGGACAAACAGAACUUCUUCUUUGUGCUGAUGGGCAGUUAAUGAAAAGUGCUUCCCUGCAGUAUGCAGAGUUUGCAUGCUUCUGGAAUGAAAACGACUGAUUGCUGACAGAGGGAUCCCAAAGGAUCAUUUUGUUUCCCUCCUGCAGCGUGUGAAUGCUACUUACUGCAGGGAAGCAAUUUUUCGACUUGUGUUAUUUCUGUCCCGGAAAGCACAGCAGAUCUGGAAGCCCUAAGUGAGUGUACCCUUCCCCUGUACUUCUAUUUUUACUCUCAAAAUGUCCAUUGUCUUCUCUGGCUGUGCUUGGGAUGAAAGCAAACUGUGUUCUAUUAAUAAAGCCACAGGAAAUGACUGCAGAACGGAAAAGGGGCUCUGGUGCCAAAAUUUGCACAGCUGUUGAGAAGACUUCCUUCCAACGAGGAUCACAAUCACAAUGUUUGCCUUUUAUUAAUGCAUUCUAUCUUAAAUGUAUUAGAACGAUAAGGAUUGCUUUAAAUAUAAAAUAUCAGCAUUUUCAUAAACUUGUUUUGCAAAGAAAACUUUCUUUUUAAUUCUUGAUGAAUUGAACAAAGCAGAGCAGGACAAUACAAACAGAUUUCAUUUAUUGGGAGGCUAAUUCAUCGAUAUAAUGAGCACAGCAAAACACAGUUAUAUUCACUCAACUAUUUACUGAUAAUAGACCUGCAAACUUUGGGCAAAAAAUUUGAUCUCGAGAAACUCUACAAUAGUCACAGCUUGGCUACUUUCCAGCUGACCACAAAUUCUAGCGUUUCUGGAAUAAACCUCACCGUGUAAUAAAAAUUGAAUAUUUUACAGAGGUCCGAAACGGAGAGGAAACAUGGGGCCAGAAUUCGUUCAGCUGUUGAUACGAUAAUGAAAUAAAAUGACGAAACGUGAUUAAGAUCAUUUAAAACAUUACAGAUUGCACAUGUGGUCUACUGUUUGAGGGCUAAGCAGCUUUAGAGACAAAUUAUUUACAGGUUCAUUUUUUAAAUUAGUUUUUUAUAAGAUUACUGGAAACAUAAGCUGGAUACUUUGGACUGGAGGAGUCUGGUACAAGUUGGGCACACUUCUCCCUGAUAGAAUAAAAAUGGUAUCUCGGAGGAAGGGGAUGUAUGACUGCAUCCAGCUCUGAUUUACCCCUGGCCACCACUGAAUGCCAUUGGCAUGUGGACAGUAUAGUUGUCUUUGAACUAAGAGAACCAUUGGACAUAGGCUGAUUGAAUUGCUCUUACUGUACAGGUCAGGGGAAGUCUGGCAGUUCGGGGGGUGGGGAGGUUAGAGAAAUUGCCUCCAUGGCCACUAGUAUAGAGGGGCUGUGGCCCACAGCAUCCCAGCAUUAGCUUUCUUCUGAUUAAAAGUAGAGGGAGGUGCGCUGUGAUAUUUGUUAGCAGAGUACUGCAGAGCAAAGGAAUUGUGCAGGGCAUGUGUGGGUAGUCUGUUUGGGUUUCAAAGCAUACUUGCCAAUUUUCCCUCCCCACCAUCUGGGAUGGAGGUGGGCAGGCAAGAAUGCAGGCUGCACGGUGGGGCCGAUCCAUCAAAGUGCAGCCCUCCUGGCUAGGCUCCCUAGAGAGGGUGGCCAGGCUUACUGACAGCUUGCCCCGUCCAGCAGACCAUGCAGGGAGCACGCUAUGCAUGGUCCUUGUGCCCUUGGAUUUUAAAAUGCAGAAUUCCCCAGGACCUAUUAAUACUGGGACAAUAACCCCAAAUGUGGGACUGUCCUGGCAAAUCUGGGAAUGUUGGUAGCUAAGGACUUUGUGCUUGGCGGCUCACAAUAUUAUUCUGAACUGGCCAUCUGGGAUAUUUCCCCAAAUCUAUGAGUUUUACGCAAAAGAAUCCAUCCAUUUCUACUUGCCCCCAAUCCAAAAGUUGUCAGACCUGCCGGAUACUAGUCAUUAUUCCUCUGAUCCAAAGCUUAUUCCUGCCAGCAAACCAUGUCUUUUCUUCCCAGUAUGCUGAUUCACCUUCACACGUUUUACUGUUGGAUAAUGUUUGGUGAUUAGGUUUAAUUUGGUAAAUCUCCUUCUUUUGAUACAAUAAUGUCUCCCAUCAUGCGCAGGCCUGAGGCCUCGAAACUGAAAAAUAUGGCCUUUACAGACAAAACUGUUUGUUGCAUUUUCUGACUACAGAUCAAAUAAAAAAAUUAAAGCGAUAAUUUGUUCUUCCAUGGGUACAUUGGGAACAUGGCAUCAUCCCCCGUUCCUGCACACUGGGAUUCCGAUUGGCUGCGGUCCACACUUCUUUUCUGUAGCCUCAAAUGGAGUUCUGUGAUUCCAAGAUGGCUGCCUCCACGCUGAAACACUGGCUCCUAUGGCUAUAUUUACUAUUGCCUUGCUACAGGCAAAUAGUUCUCAAAAUAUAUCGUUUUCUGCUGAUUCUUGGAAAUAAAUAGUUAGCGGCAGUGUAAGAAAAAUUACUCUUUGCUUAGAAAAAGUGACACUAUUGUACUGGCGUGUAAGUUAUUGCUUCCUAUAAGCACACGCUCUGUUGACAUGCAGAAUAUUUUAAUAUAAUUUAUGGUGUCACGCUGACUGAUAGAGCAAUAUGGCGCGCACUUUUAGGUCUUCUUCUAAGCUAUAUUGCUCAAGCAGCCUGCAUGAUACCUUAAAUGCAACAAGUUACAAAAUAUGCCUUGCAGAAUGCGUGUCAAGGAGCUACCAGGAAAUGCUUUAGGACUAGGAAAGGGGAGGAACAAAUAUAUAUGUAUUACAUUAAAAUAAAAUAUGUAUGUUCCAAGAUCCUGAGAAGAUGACUGCAGAUUAAUGCAGACCCCUCGCUCACUAAGAGGCCUCUUAUUCUGGUCUAUGGGGUUUGGUCUUAUCGCCCCAAUCCCUCUCCAGCAGUGGUUUAUGGGAUACGUAGUUUAUCUCCCAGCUGUUGUUCUGUUCUUCACAUGGGACUAGUGGAAAGGCAGCUGCUAUCAGAUUAAACAAGGUGUGGUUCACAGUGGGCUGAGUGCGGCAGGGGAUGAGAGAGGCCUACAUACCUCUCACCUGUCCAAGGUUGGUCGAGACCAUCCCGCAUUCAAGGUUCUAUCCCACAGGGGGCCACUGCAGGAAUGUCCCAGAUCAGGAUAAAUCGAUUGACUCGCACUGUGCAGUGAACUUCAGAACUGCUGUCUGAGGCAGGGCUUCUCACCCCGUCCCAGAUUACAUAUCUCCAACAUUGGGAGAAAUGGACGUCGGUGUGAGUUCUGCAUGUGAAUGCCACGUGGACAGCUUGGGUAAAAUGAUGUCGGCAAGAUUCGGCAGCUUGCAACUAAGCGAUCCGCCUGCCUGACUGUCAGCUCUGAGGGCCUGUCUUGCCGUGUGGGAUUUAUUUAUUUUUAAUUAGAGAAGUUAUAAGGAACUUUCGAAGCUGAGACUGAGUGAGUGAAUUGUAUGGUGCUUAGAUUAUUUCUUUGACAAAAUGUUAAUUCAGAAACAGAAUAAAUAUUUUAAGUGCUGCAAUCUAUUCGUGUAAAGAUUUUAAUUCCACAAUAUUAAUUUCUAACCUUUGUGUGUUCCAUGUAAAGUGCGCCCUUUUAAAAAAUCCUUCCUGUUCCGUUGCCGGUUUCUUGUACCAUGAGCCGCAAAUUAAACCAUGGUAUCUACCCCAUGCUCUGAGUCAGGUAAAGAGGUAUCUACCCCAUGCUUUGAGUCAGGUGAAGAGGUAUCUACCCCAUGCUUUGAGUCAGGUCAGGGCCGGCCUUAGGGGUGUGCGAGCUGUGCGGCCGCACAGGGCGCCAUGGCAACAGGGGCGCCAGGCGGCUGACACAUCUCGCACUCAGUCACUCACAGUUCGGCCCGAGUCAUGUACAGAGCAAGUCAAGUGCAUAAUGCUGUGCACUUGACUUGCAAAUUAUGAAGAGAGCAGCGGCCGGGAGAGAAAGUAGGUCAAGAGCACGGAGGAAGAGCGUGCUCCGCCUCCACAGUCAUUCGCGGAAGGAUCCACACAGUCAGUUUGAGGGAGGUGGUCAGUGCUUUGGUAUCAAGGUCGGCAAACUGGGACACUGUCAGGAGGGGCCAGGGAGCAGCAAGCUUCAAUGUGAGUCUGCUCAUUCUUGUUAUAACUAUUGCAUUUUUUUAUCAAAUAGAUUUUUUUUUGUUUUUUUUUAAGGGUGGCAGGUGUUUUUGUGUGUGGGGGGGGGAUUUGCAGAAGGGAGAGCAGAGGUUUUCUAGCUGGGAUUUUGGGACAGGGGUUUUGGUUUAUGGAGGAGCAGAGGUUUUAUAGAAGGGGUUAGGGGUUUUGUAAAAUAGGGGGUAGAGGUUUUGGUGUAGGGGAGAGGUUUUGUAGAAGAGGGGGCAAGCAUUUCUGGUGAAGUGGCAGAGGAAAGGAUUUUGUGGAGGGAGCAUGGGUUUUGUUGAAGAGGGGGCAGGGGGUUUGUAGAGGGGGCAGGAGUUUAGUAUAAGGGAGGCAGGAGUUUAGUAUAAGGGGGACUGGGGUUUAGUAUAAGGGGAGCAGGGGUUUAGUAUACGGGGGUCAGGUGUUUAGUAUAAGGGGGCAGGAGUUUAGUAUAAGGGGCAGGGGUUUAGUAUAAGGGAGCAGGGGGUUUAGUAUAAGGGAGCAGGGGUUUAGUAUUUGGGGAGCAGGGGUUUAGUAUAAGGAGAGCAGAGGUUUAGUAGAAGGGGAGCAGGGGUUUAUGUAGAAGGGGAGCAGGAGUUUAGUAUAAGGGGAGCAGGAGUUUAGUAUAAGGGAGCAGGGGUUUAGUAUACGGGGAGCAGGAGUUUAGUAUAAGGGGAGCAGGGGUUUAGUAUAAGGGGAGCAGGGGUUUAGUAUAAGGAGAGCAGAGGUUUAUGUAGAAGGGGAGCAGGGGUUUAGUAUAAAGGAGCAGAGGGUUUAGUAUACGGGGAGCAGGAGUUUGGUUUAUAAGGGGGAGCAGGGGUUAGUAUAGGGAGCAGAGGUUUAUGUAGAAGGGGAGCAGGGGUUUAGUAUAAAGGAGCAGGGGUUUAGUAUAAGGGGAGCAGAGGUUUAUAUAGAAGGGGAGCAGGGGUUUAGUAUAAGAGGAGCAGAGGUUUAAAUAGAAGGGGAGCAGAGGUUUAGUAUAAGGGAGCAGAGGUUUAGUAUAAGGGAGCAGAGGUUUAUGUAGAAGGAGAGCAGAGGUUUAUGUAGAAUGAGUGCAGGGCUUUUGUAGAGGGUGGCAGUGGUUUUGGUGGAGGGGGAAGGUUUUUAGUGAUAUUAUGUGUACAUUACUGUAUAGUAGAUAUAUAUAAUGAUAGCAUGUGUUUUGUUAAAGGAGGAGAAGGAAUUUUGUAGAACGGUGGGCAGGGGUUUUAUUAAAGGGGGAGCAGGGUUUUUGUAGAAGGGGCAGGGGUUUUAUUAAAGGGAGGCAGAGUUUUUGUAGAAAGGGGGGCAGGGGUUUUGUGGAAGGGUUUUGUAGUAGGCGGAACAGGGCUAUUGUUGAAGGGGCAAGGGUUUUGCUGCAGGGGGGGCGCCACGUGUUGGGUUCGCACAGGGCGCCUGAUUACCUAAGGCCGGCCCUGAGUCAGGUGAAGAGGUUUCUACCCCAUGGUUUGAGUCAGGUAAAGAGGUAUCUACCCCAUGCUUUGAGUCAGGUAAAGAGGUAUCUACCCCAUGCUCUGAGUCAGGUAAAGAGGUAUCUACCCCAUGCUCUGAGUCAGGUAAAGAGGUAUCUACCCCAUGCUUUGAGUCAGGUAAAGAGGUAUCUACCCCAUGCUUUGAGUCAGGUAAAGAGGUAUCUACCCCAUGCUCUGAGUCAGGUAAAGAGGUAUCUACCCCAUGCUUUGAGUCAGGUAAAGAGGUAUCUACCCCAUGCUUUGAGUCAGGUAAAGAUGUAUCUACCCCAUGCUUUGAGUCAGGUAAAGAUGCACGUACUCCAUGCUUUGAAUCAGGUAAAGAGGUACCUACUCCAUGCUUUGAAUCAGGUAAAGAGGUACCUACUCCAUGCUUUGAAUCAGGUAAAGAGGUAUCUACCCCAUGCUUUGAGUCAGGUAAAGAGGUACCUACUCCAUGAUUUGAGUCAGGUGAAGAGGUAUCUACCCCAUGCUUUGAGUCAGGUGAAGGAUUGUCUGCCCCAUGCUUUGAGUCAGAUGAAGAGUUACCUGCCACAUGCGUGGAGUCAGGCAAAGAGGUAUUUACACCAUGCUGUGAGUCAGAUGAAAAGGUUUCUGCGACAUGCUUGGAGUCAGGUGAAGCGGUUUCUGCCACAUGCUUUGAGUCAGGUAAAGAGGUUUCUACCCCAUGCUUUGAGUCAGGUUAUGGGAGAUCCACAUGUUUUAAUCAAAUAAUAUAUUUGUAAGUAUAAUUAAGUUCCUGGACUUUCCAUUAAGUUUCCUUCAAAGCAGCUUUUGUUACUUUGAAUUUAAGUCUCUAAUCAGCAGAUUGUUUGGAAAAUGCCUUAGGAAUGAAUUAGGGGUGUUUAAUGUACUAAGAUUGAAAGUUGUGCUCCAGCACGGUCAGCGUAUCCGAGCCUCCGACUGCCCACAAUCACUGCUUGAUGGUUUCAGGGUGCAGAAACCAGGCUUAUAAUAACCAGAGCUGAUAGGGAAGAGAAGAAAUAGAUUUGUCUAAUCCCAAAACAGGGUGGAGGAAGAAAAGAAAAUAUAAAAGAACUUGUCACACUAGACACCGCAGUGACACCAGGCGAGGACAUCGCUGUGACCUGUCUGAGAGAUGAAACAGAAGAAAUGCUGAAGACGCCUAUGAAACUUGGUUAAUGAUCCAUUAGUAGGUGUGUUAUCCAGAAUGACUUGCAAUCCAGAAGAGCAUUCACCUCGGCAACAUGUUAUUUAUACAUAAACAUACUAAGGAAAGUGGACCUGCAAAUGGCAAUGCUUCAUUUAAAUGAGUGAUGAAGCUUCCCUUCGACAUAGUGUAACUGAGUGCUAAUAAUGCAGAAUACAAUGUAGCCAACAAAGAUACAGGUACCUCCUGCUUUUGUUUCAUCUCUGCAGAGGGACUGUAAAUGGUGGCACUCUGUGUCUGUCAAACUGCAUGGCUGCACGCUAGCAGCUAGGGAGGAAUACACUGAGCACACUGAUACUCUACAAGUAUACCCUCAGGACCAAUCAGGAAAGUGGUUCAUGACUGCUGGAGUGGUGAUGGUUAAAGCAUGGGCCGCUAGUUGGGUACAUGUGUUAUAGUGAUUGGGGCUUACUCUCUUCAAUCCAGGCAGCAGGAUGGUUAGCUAAUAUACAGGCAGCCUCACCUUGUUUGAUUCUUGUUGUUUGUUUUCUUCGUUGUCUGCUUGUGUUUUUCUUUUGUUGUUGUCACAGCGGUGGAAGAUGCCUUGCCAGCUCAAUGUUAAAGUCAAGCUGCUACAAUUGUGGAGAUUGGGGUGAUGUGCCUGACCUGAAGAAGUAAGGGGGCAUAAGCACUUGGCAACUACCUGGGGGAACUGCCUGCUGCCUUAUUGAGCAGAACCAGGCGGAGUAUUAACCAGCUGGCAAUAAAAAUGUUAACGUUCAAUAAAAGUGUGGCCUACACCUUGUGCCAAAUGAGUUAUGGUGUCUUGAGUAUUAUCGGAGCCAGUUUGUUAUUGGGGUUUGGUAUCGCAGUCCUUAGCAGUCACGGCUUUUUAUUGGCUGCAGUAGUAGCUUGCAACACCCAGUAUAGCUCAAAUAAUUGGCCGCUGCACUUUAUAUAUGUUAUUAUUUAUAUAGCGCCAACAAACUUUAUAUAUGUUAUUAUUUAUAUAGCGCCAACAAACUUUAUAUAUGUUAUUAUUUAUAUAGCGCCAACAAACUUUAUAUAUGUUAUUAUUUAUAUAGCGCCAACAAACUUUAUAUAUGUAAGCAUUGGUUUUAUAUUCUGGGGCCUUUUUUAAGAAUCUGUAUUCCAGAAUUAACACCAGGUUCUUCACAAAUAUCCAUUAGUAGGGUAUUAGACCCAUUUUUCUUAUCUAUUUUUGUCAUUCCUACGGUUUGUGACAAAUAGCAUUUCUGUUUCUAUGAUAAGAUUCAAGAAAAUAUAGUCUGUAAAAUGUUUUAUCCCCAAAAUAUUUAUGUAAACAUUGACCAAAUAAAAAACUAAAAUGUACAUGUAAAUUGAUAUCAUUUUCUUUUUUUUGGUAUCUAUGUACAGCAUUGUUUUUGCUAUGUGCUAGUUAUGCAUCCCAUGUUUCACGUACACAUUGUGCAAUCGUUUUUACACAAUAAAAUAAUUUACAGUGAAAGGUUAACCUUUCUAUAACCUCACAUUAACCAUAACUCAGAGGCCAUUGUUAUACCUGCAGUUUGAAAUCACAGUGUGAACAGUGAGCCAAGGAUCACCUGCUAUCCCCUAACCAGCGGGCCUCUCACCAAACUUUAACAUUGAAAGGGACAGUAACUACAGCUUAUUGUAUUUGUUCUGGCGAGUAUAGUCAGUCCCUGCAGGCGUUUUGUUGUAAACACUGUCUUUUUAGAGAAAAUGAAAUGUUUCCAUUACGGCCUAAUGAUACCUCCACUGACCACUCCUGAGAUGGCUGCUAGAGGUGAUUCCUGGGGUAGUACUGCACAGUGUGACUGACUUUCAGUGUCUCCACCCUCUGCAUGGAGACACUGAACUUUCCUCAUAGAGAUUCAUUGAUUCAAUUAAUCUCUAUUAGGAGAUGCUGAUUGGCCAGGGUGACAUUUGGCUCUGCCCACAGCUUGCCUCCUUGGCUGAAAUCAUCAGAAUUGACAAUCUUGGCUAAUUCAAUGCUCUCCUGUUGGAAAGCAUUGUGAUUGGCUGAGUUCAUCACUUCUGAUGAUGUCAGCCAAAGAGUUGGAUCGGGAGUGAAGCUAGCACCAGCAGACUGGCAUAAAGAUAAGAUUUUACUAUAUUUAAGGUGGGCCUUAAAUAAUGUUAAAUAAUGUUAUGAACACUAUCUAGCAGGAAGCUAAAUAGUUUUUUUAACAUUAUAAGGUCAGGAAUACAUGUUUGUGUUCCUGACCCUAUAGUGUUCCUUUAAAGUCUGCAGAAAACGGAAAGAUUAGACAUUUUAGGCUAAUUUAGCUUACUUAACUUGUGGGUGUCACACCUCCCCCCCCCCAUGGAUUUCCUAACAAAAAAAUUGACUGAUCACUGCAAGUGCUCUGACCUAGAGCUGAGCGGAAGGGAGGAAGUCUAGUCAGUCCCUGGAUGGGGAAAUAUCAAAGGUAGUGUCUGAUGUAAAGAGGAAAUUGUGUGUGAGAAUGAGAAAGUUCAGUUUGUAUAUGCAGUAUACAUAUACAUUUUGCAAUAUAUAUGUACAUUUGUUUUAAAGGGACACACAUAAACUUUGAUAUCAGAUAAAAACCGUUUGGCCCAUCUAGUCUGCCCAAUUUUCUAAAUACUUUCAUUAGUCCCUGGCUUAUCUUAUAGCUAGGAAAGCCUUAUGCCUAUCACACGCAUGCUUAAACUCCUUUACUGUGUUAACCUCUACCACUUCAGCUGGAAGGCUAUUCCAUGCAUCCACUACCCUCUCAGUAAAGUAAUACUUCAGAAUAUUAUAUUUAAACAUUUGCCCCUCUAAUUUAAGACUAUGUCCUCUUGUUGUGGUAGUUAUUCUUCUUUUAAAUAUAGUCUCCUCCUUUACUGUGUGGAUUCCCUUUAUGUAUUUAAAUGUUUCUAUCAUAUCCCCCCUGUCUCGCCUUUCCUCCAAGCUAUACAUGUUAAGAUCCUUUAACCUUUCCUUGUAGGUUUUAUCCUGCAAUCCAUGAACCAGUUCAGUAGCCCUUUUCUGAACUCUCUCAAAGGUAUCAAUAUCCUUCUGAAGAUACGGUCUCCAGUACUUCGUACAAUACUCCAAGUGAGGUCUCACCAGUGUUCUGUACAAUGGCAUGAGCACUUACCUCUUUCUCCUGCUAAUACCUCUCCCUAUACAACCAAGCAUUCUGCUAGCAUUUCCUGCUGCUCUAUUACAUUGUCUGCCUACCUUUAAGUCAUCAGAAAUAAUCACCCCUAAAUCCCUUUCCUCAGAUGUUAAGGUUAGGACUCUAUCAAAUAUUCUGUACUCUGCCCUUGGGAUUUUACGUUCAAGAUGCAUUAUCUUGUACUUAUCCACAUUAAACUCUGACCACUUUUCUAAUUUACCUAAAUCAUUUGCCAUUUGGCUUAUCCCACCUGGAACAUCAACCCUGUUACAUAUCUUAGUAUCAUCAGCAAAAAGACAUACCUUACCACCAAGACCUUCUGCAAUAUCACUAAUAAAAAUAUUAAAGAGAAUGGUCCAAGUACAGAUCCCUGAGGUGCCCCACUGGUGACAAGCCCAUGCUUCAAAUAUACUCCAUUGACUACAACCCUUUUGUUGCCUGUCACUCAGCCAUUGCCUUACCCAUUCAACAAUAUUGGAAUUUAAACUUAAAGAUUGCAAUUUAUUAGCAGUAUAGUUAUUACAGCAAACUGUAGUGGUCAUAGUGCUAGGAGUGCGAUUUGAAAACUUACCUGGGGUGCCCGCGUCCACAUUUGUUACUCUACUGCAGGAGAAGCCGGAUAUCAGUCUAGAGAAUAAAACACGACCAAUCCAGGACUGUGCUCAUUGGCUGAGAAUGGAGUGGAAUUGCAUGGACCUCACCUCUAGAGCUUAACAGAAUCUCCUGCAAGAGAAGACCGGAAGCAGAAGGUUAUUAUUAUUAUUACAGGUAUUUAUAUAGCGCCAUCAUAUUCCAUGACCACAUACAAUGAGACAGCGAUGGGGCACUCCUGGCACCAUAACCACUACAACCAGUUCUUGGAGUUUUCCUCUAAUGCUGGGAACGGGCUAUAAGAACGAAGGCCAGAACGAUUGCUGUAUUUUGGAUUUAUGGGUGGAAGUCAUUUUUUUUGUAAACGUAGAGUUUCUCUCUAUAAUAACACAAGUGGAGACCUGAGUGGAAACUAACUGAAUGGCAAGUUAUCGAAGUUUCUCUAAAGUUUUGCCCGUUCUUAUAUUGCCUGUUUAAUGGGCUACAAGACCCUGCCACCAGUAGGGGUAGGCGACCUUUGGCCCCUGAUGCAAUGCCAGCAUUCUAGUUGUAAGAGCAUUAUGGAAGAUUAUGGGAGAUGAAGUCCACAACAUCUGGAGUGCCAAAGUUUUCCUACCCCAGCACUGAGCAUGUGUGAAAGGGAAGGGCUUUGACAUUUAGUCCCCAUCAGUUUGUGUGCCGCACACUGAAUCUUGAUGCAAAUAAUCCCCUUUGUGUAAGUAGAAGAAGUGACCAGACUUUAGGGAUUUUUCUGACAAUCAGAAGUACUGGGAAAGUGUAACAGGAUAGGUAAGAGCCACCCAUAACGUGUCAGCCCCUCCAAAAAAAAUUCAAUAAGUGAGACUGAGCAGCAUCAAUGAGGGGAAGAACCUUUUUGCUCAAGAUGCACAGAAACCUAAAUUAUAGAUGUUCCCCUGGUCGGGAAAACAUAUGUACAGUUACGAUACCACGAGUUCGAAAAAAACCAGAUCUGAAACAUCUAUAUUUCUUGGAUUCAUAGCUUGUGACUGUCUGCAUCCGACCUGCUAGAUCAUUCAUAACAAAUAUAUUCUUAUAUGAAACCUUAUCGUUUUAUUACAUGAACCCUGAGGCAUAAUGUCGCCUGUCACAGCAAACGUGACUUGUGGAAUUAGUCACUAAACCAGGUAUUGCCGUUUAUUGACCAGGAUAUUAUACAUUUAGCUGGCUUGGAAUUUUUCUACCAGUUAAUUUGACCAACUCCUCUGCAUUCCUACUCUCUCAUCUUUUGUUACUAUCCCCCCAUACAGCAUUUCCUCUCGUGGUUUAUACCCCACCUCCUCUAGAUUGUAAGCUCCUUUGAGCAAGAUCCUCAUCAACAUUUUGCUGGAAUAGUUUAUCUCAGCUGUUAAAUCCCUUUUUGAAGCUGUAAAGUGCUGCAGAAUAAGUUGUCAUUUUAUAAAUGACAAUAAUAAUAAAUUGUGAUACGUUCUAGUUUACAGGUUUAUUUACUAGAAUGAGAAUUCAAAGUGAAUUUCAAAUUUAAGGUCCGAGUGUCCGAAUUGAAAGCAUAACUGACUUAGAGAAUUUUUCCAGUUUGGCUCUUUUCACCUUAAAUUUGAAAUUUAUUAUGAAUUUGCUUUGAAUUCUCAUCCAUUUACACUGUUAGUGAACACCCCUGAGAGUUUCCGAAUGAUACUGCAUUUCAAAGAAAACUGACUCUACUCAAAGGAACACUAAACCAUGGUGAGAUCCUAAUUACACUCACUGUAUCUCAGCUAGAUUAAGAUAAUCGGUAGCAAAUAUUACUUCAAACUGACUUCUGAAAAGGAUGAGUUCAGCGACAGAACCACUUCAAAGUGAACCUGCGUCUGAUUUAAUUUUUCUUUUACAUUAAAAAGCUUCUUUUGUCGAACAUUUUACUCCAUUAGUGUUGUGCUAGCUAUAACACUUGCCUUCACUCUUCCUCCUUGUUUGGGAAACGCUAAAACCCUCCCUAAAGCAGGGAACGACAGAUCGUAUCUUAUCAUCCGUGUACAGUAGACUCGUUCCUGACUGCCAGCAUUGCUCACUGAAUUGACUCAGUGCGCAUGUUCCGUAGUAAAGUGAUGGCAAGCUGUAGUGUUGGCUGGGGGAGGGUCAUGAAGAAUGCAGACUGUACAUUGCAAUGCCAGCAAUAUAAGUGACCAUUUCUGAUGGCGCCUCCCUCUCCCGGUCAUGUGUGGUGUUCCCUAAGGCUCCAUACUCGGCCCCCUAAUGUUCACAUUAUUUAUAAAUUACCUGCCUAACGUCUGCAAAGCCUCAACUGUAUGCAGACGACACAGUAAUCUACGCUAGUAAACCCAAGCAACCGCAGCUUGAGAAUGUGCUCCAAAUCCAAUUCACAGAAGUAGAAAAGUGAAUUAAUACGUUAUAUAAUUUGUUCUGCCGCUUUGUAUUAGAAUGUAAUUUCUUUACCCACCACUGUGACUUUUUAAAAGAGCUAAACUGGCUGCCGCUGGAAUCCAGACGCACCCUUCAUCUUUCCAGCCUUGUGCAUAAGAGCAUUUCUGGGAAGCUCCCACCCUACCUGAAUAGAAUGCUGUCCCCGGCUGUUCCCACCUCCUAUAACCUCCGAUCCAGUACUAGCACGAUAUUUAGCAUACCGCAAUACAAAAAUAAAGUGGCUCGAUCCUCCUUUUCCUACAGAGCACCACAAUUAUGGAAUAACCUCAGGGACACAGUCAAAUCUUCAUUCAAUCUAAAGUCUAUGGCAAAAUACUUCAAUACAGAAUGCACUUGUCAUGGCAGGACAUACUUGAAAACUAGAGAAAUCUCAAUGUAUCCUUUCUAGUAAAAUAUUUGAUUAAUAAAUAAGGUACCAGGAAUGAUUGACAGGUGAGAUAAGGUGACAUGUUUGGAUUUUUUGAAAGAUCAGUUCUGUUAGCACAACAUUAAGACGAAAUUUAAAGUUCUAUCAUUUUAACCAAACAGGUUUUACCUAUGACAGUUACACUGAAUAUCCGGUAAGGCCGCAUUCCUGCUUGUUCAGUGUGAGCAUAUAGUGAGUUUUCUCCCCUUAAUCUAUCAGUACGAGAGUUUUAGAAGUGAAUGCAGCACUAUAUAUGACAUCAUCAUAACCCGCCACCCACAUCAUACAUCCCACCGAGCAUAUCAGCGAAACAGGACUCUCCAUUCUUUUAUUACUAAACCCAUAACCCCCAAGUGUCCCUAUUUAGGAGGGAUAGUCCCUCUUUUGGCCCAAAUCCCUCUGUCCCUCCUUUCUAUUCUAAUGUCCCUCUUUUCUAGGAGCUCCAUAUUGUUAGUGUAUCUGAGUGUAUAACAGAGCUCCACAGCAAUAAUACUCCCAGUAAUGUGUCUGUAUAACAGAGCUUCACAGUAAUAAUACUCCCAGUAAUGUGUCUGAGUGUAUAACAGAGCCCCACAGCAAUAAUACUCCCAGUAAUGUGUCUGAGUGUAUAACAGAGCUCCACAGCAAUAAUACUCCCAGUAAUGUGUCUGUAUAACAGAGCUCCCCAGCAAUAAUACUCCCAGUAAUGUGUCUGUAUAACAGAGCUUCACAGUAAUAAUAUUCCCAGUAAUGUGUCUGAGUGUAUAACAGAGCUCCACGGCAAUAAUACUCCCAGUAAUGUGUUAUAACAGAGCUCCACAGCAAUAAUACUCCCAGUAAUGUGUCUGGGUGUAUAACAGAGCUCCACAGCAAUAAUACUCCCAGUAAUGUGUCUGAGUGUAUAACAGAGCUCCACAGCAAUAAUACUCCCAGUAAUGUGUCUGUGUAUAACAGAGCUCCACAGCAGUAAUACUCCCAGUAAUGUGUCUGUGAAUAACAGAGCUCCAAAGCAAUAAUACUUCCAAUAAUGUGUCUGAGUGUAUAACAGAGCUCCACAGCAAUAAUACUCCCAGUAAUGUGUCUGAGUGUAUAACAGAGCUCCACAGCAAUAAUACUCUCAGUAAUGUAUCUGAGUGUAUCACAGAGCCCCACAGCAAUAAUACUCCCAGUAAUGUGUCUGUGUGCAUAACUGAGCUCCACAGCAAUAAUACUCCCAGUAAUGUGUCUGAGUGUAUAACAGAGCUCCACAGCAAUAAUACUCUCAGUAAUGUAUCUGAGUGUAUCACAGAGCCCCACAGCAAUAAUACUCCCAGUAAUGUGUCUUUGUGCAUAACUGAGCUCCACAGCAAUAAUACUUCCAAUAAUGUGUCUGAGUGUAUAACAGAGCUCCACAGCAAUAAUACUCCCAGUAAUGUGUCUGAGUGUAUAACAGAGCUCCACAGCAAUAAUACUCCCAGUAAUGCAAUAAAUGUGUCCAGAAAUCAGCCAGUGUUAAUUCUAAAUUAGUUGUAUAAAUUCUUAUUAGUAAGUCACCUAAAAUUUCUCUGAACAGCCCCACCCUGGCCACACACCCCAACCACCCCCAGUCACACCAAAAAUAAAAUGUCCCUCUUUGUCCAUUUGAAAUGCUAGUAGGUGUAUGAACCACCAUUUUCUUGUCUCGCGUAACAUUUGCUGUUUCCCUGCACAUUGUAAAUGAGAUACAGGCAGCCCAGGAAAUCCAAUACAGGGGCCCCUGCCAUUAAAUGUAGCUUGUGAUAAUACAGUGUAUCACUGCUCAUUAUCCAUCCCGCUUGUUACGAAUACCAGACUGUGAUGUCAGCCACAUGUUUAGCCAUCUUCAAACUGGUUGUAGAAGACACACAGUCAUACUUCAAAGGCAGAUUCCAUUGUUUAAAGCUGAACAUAUAUAAUAUCUUGGUUUUAUCACCAUUAGAAUUUAACAAGCUGUGAUCAACGCUUGCUCGGAGCAUCUCAUGGAUUGUCAGCUCUGCGCAUGGUUCAGGAUAGCUGCACACUGACAGUUCCUCUGUGAUUCUCAUGGGACCUUGUCUCUAACACAUUGUGCAGGAGAUUACUGGGAACCAAGGAUUCGUGAGAAAUUUAUAAAUUCCACAGAUGAGAAACACAAUCUUCAUAAAUAUUUACAAGACACAUUUCCACAUGUUAACCCUUUGGUAGCCAGAGUGUAAUGACUGUCUGGAGCUGGUUUUAAACGCCUGUUAUAUGUUCUGCCAAACUAUGCCAUCGACAUUCACGUCUGCAACCCCAAACAAAUAUUUUCUCUGGAUAAUGAAAAACUAUUCCUUGUGAUCAUGUUAGUGGCCAAGGGGGUUGGAAAUGAAUGGUUGACUGAAACUGGUUUGAUAAAAAUACCUUUUGCUAAUAACUACUACAAUAAUUGUACCCUAUUGUUACAAUGCAAUGUUGUGUGAAAACAAGAGAAAUCUCAAUGUAUCCAUCCUGGUAAAAUAUUUUUAAAAUAAAAUAAAUAGAAACAAUGAGCUGUAAUGAUACAAUGAGCUGUAAUAAUAUGGGUUAUGAUACAAUGAGCUGUAAUGAUAUGAUGCACUGUUAUGAUCCAAUGAGCUCUUAUAGUACAAUGAGCUGUUAUGAUAUGAUGCGCUGUUCUGGUACAAUGAGUUGUAAUGAUACAAUGAGCUGUAAAGAUACAAAGAACUCCAAUAAUACAGCUCUAUUCUCCUGUCAAAAUCUGCAAUACUCAUUUGCUGUCAAAGUCCCCUUUAAUACUAUUGUAAAGCGCUGUGAAAUUUGGUGCUACAAAAAUGUCAAUAAUAGUAAUAAUACGAUAAGCUGUGAUAAUACAAUAAGAUGUAAUUAAUAAGCUGUAAUAACACAAUAAGCUGUAAUUAAUGAGCUGUAAUGAUACAAUAAGCUGUAAUUAAUGAGCUGUGAUAAUACAAUAAGCUGUAAUUAAUGAGCUGUAAUGAUACAAUAAGCUGUAAUUAAUGAGCUGUGAUAAUACAAUACGCUGUAAUUAAGAGCUGUAAUGAUACAAUAAGAUAUAACUAAUAAGCUAUAAUAAUACAAUUAUCUGUAAUUAAUGAGUUGUAAUAACACAAUAAGCUGUAAUUAAUGAGCUGUGAUAAUACAAUAAGCUGUAAUUAAUGAGCUGUAAUGAUACAAUAAGCUAUAAUAAUACAAUUAUCUGUAAUUAAUGAGUUGUAAUAACACAAUAAGCUGUAAUAAUACAAUAAGCUGUAAUUAGUGAGCUGCAAUAAUACAAUAAGUUGUAAUUAAUUAUGUGUAGUGGUUAUGGUACCAGUAGUGUCCCUUUAACUUAGUUUUUCUUUUUUUCCUCUGUUCACAAAGGCCUAACCAAACCCAUCAUGUUGCAGUGACCUCAUGGUUUGCCUUCUGGGUGUAAUUCUCACUCCCGGAUGUCUUCUAAGGGGUCAGGCAGAGAUCAGAGCAGCUUUGAAGAUUUGAGGAAAGGAAUUCCUGCUUGCCUGAGAUCACCCCUUCCCUCCCAGCUGUUUGUCAUUACAGUGAGCCGUUUAGUGUAAUGAUAUACAUAGAGAAUCUAUAGCAUGUGUUCUGCUUGUUCUGAACACUGUUUAUUGAUGUGUAUAAAUCACCGGCCACUUCCACUGUACUUUACAAACUUUGUGAUAUAUUGAAAUGGGCAGAGAGAGGUACAGCUGGCUUAGGCAGCCCUGUAACUACAGAUUACACCCGUAACCCUCCAACCACCAUAACCACUAUAGUACAAUGCAGCUGGUUUAUACAGCCCUGUAACUACAGAUUACACCCAACCACCUUAACCACUAUAGUCCAUUGCAGAUGGUUUAUUCAGCCCUGUAACUAUAGAUUAUACCCAACCACCAUAACCACUAUAAUCCAUUGCAGAUGGUUUAUUCAGCCCUGUAACUAUAGAUUAUACCCUUAACCUUCCGACCACCAUAACCACUGUAGCCUAUUGCAGCCUUAUCACAUGAAAUGGGGCAUUAGGCUCCAGGGAGAGUCCUUUUCAGUGUGUUUGCAGACAAACAUUUGUUCAAAGCACAGAGGGUGCUCCACCUCACCCUACAAAUAAAUCAAAAUGUAUAUUUUUUUAUUUUCAUUUUUUUUUUUUUUUAUGAGAUAAAGUCUGUAAUUUAGGAAUUUGGGAAUUAUUGUCUGGUUUAUCCUGUUCUGCAUUUCUUACAUAGCCCUCUUAUCCAAAUUACAUAAAGUUACACACAGGCAUUUAUAAACACAUUCAUAAUUACAUCCUUACACAGACACCUCGUUUUAAUAAGUAAUAAAAUAAAAAUUAUAAUAUAAAUGGAUUUAUUUACCAACAGCGGGGUCCACCCAGUGACCCUCUUCUUACCUUGAAAGGAAGACCUGUAAUGGAACGUCGUCCCUGGGGUCCAGUGAGUAGUUGCCGGGAUCAGUCUCUAUGGUAUUCCAGCUGCCUGCUGCUCUAUAUUGUUGCCACAGCUGGAAAAUCAGUGCAGAGUGAUCCAAGCAACUACCUCAGCGCUCCACACCACAACCACUUCAAAAAGCCUUAGCGCAUGGACCCGUUGCACGGCACCGUUAUCCACACUGCACCCAGACCAGUUCAUUGAGAUGAGGUGACCUUGGUGACUUUAGUGUUCCUUUAAUUUUGAUCUGUCAGCUGUUUAGCAGAUAACUCCCUAAAAAAAAUUAUGGAUCGUUUUUAGAAUAUAUCUUCUUAAUUUGGCACUGUUAUGUGGGAUUACCAUAUUUAACAAAUUAGAGAGCUAUCUGCUAAACACUACAGCUCCCUAAUUUGGCACUGUUAUGUGGGAUUACCAUAUUUAACAAAAUAGGGAGCUAUCUGCUAAACACUACAGCUCCCUAAUUUGGCACUGUUAUGUGGGAUUACCAUAUUUAACAUAUUAAGGAGCUAUCUGCUCAACACGACAGCUCCCUACUUUGGCACUGUUAUGUGGGAUUACCAUAUGUAGCGGAACGCCAAUAAUAACUUCACGAAUUCCGCUGGUUCAGAAACGAAUCCACAGUCAAGCGCUGAAACAACAAGGCAAUAUCCCCAACCUCCCAAUAACCGGACGAGACACAGUUCUGGGAGUCAACUGACAACCUUUUAAUCAGCAGGACAAUUUAUACAAGUCCCCAUGCAAGGGGUUUCCUGAGUCCCUCCCCAGGGGCACUCCCAGAGGGGACUACAUGGGGGACUUACAUUACAGCAUAUUUCUCCCAUCAGGCACUGCUACACGAGAGGGAUCAUCUUCCCAGAAUGCACCGUUAAGUGGAUUAUCCCCUCGUGCAGCAGAACCGACAAUUCACAUAAAAAUCCAUAACUCGGUGAAUAUACAGUGGAUUUACACGAAUGGACGUUCGGUAGAUAGCUGGGGUCUGAGGGUAUCAUUCGUGAGAUUACCGCUCAGAUCCCAGCUAAAAUAACCGAACGCCGCACGAACAACACAAUUCGUAUAAAAUAUAUAAAAAGAACCGAUUGCUUUUAGGGAACAAAAUACCGAAUGUCCCGAAACUCCCGAACGCCCUGGAGGUUCAGCGGGGCUCAUGCCGUCGAGUAGCCGUUUUUAGUACCAGGCGCUCGACGACAUAACCCCGCUGAGGGAACAAAGGAUCCAAGAUGGCCGACCGCCGCAUGGUCGGUAGUCGAACGACGGCCACCGAGGAGAGCCUCUAAUUACCGAUUGCAACAUUGUUGAAAUCGGUUAACUAGCGCCACACGCCUCUAAGUGUGUGGGCUAUUAGGGGGUAUCGCGUUCGGUUCACGAACGGCCCUCCAAAGUGCCGUUCGUAAAACGAACGGGAAUCCCCAUACAAACCGCCAUUUGCAUUCGGCGAAACAGAUAGUUACAGUCACUGCAGAAAAUACAUUAAGCACAUACAUAACAAUAAAGCGCAAAUCUCCCCAGACCUGUAGGCAACCCUUAAAGGCACAGUCUCUAGUUAUAGUUCAAGUGGCUAGGUUUGCCACAAUGCUCCCCCAGAACCAAGCCGGCAUACACAGUCUGAUCCCAACGGAUCGGCUUGGGGAUGUCCGGGGAAGUGCUCACAGAUCACUUUUCAAGGUCUGUUUGUCUAGAUAACCCGUCGGCGUUACCGUUUUGUUUCCCUGGGCGAUAGUGUAUCGUAAAGUCAAAGGGCUGCAGCGCCAAACUCCAGCGCAGCAGCCUGGCAUUGUCUCCAGCCACACGGUUUAGCCACACCAACGGGUUGUGAUCUGUGAGCAAAGAAAAGGGUUGCCCAUAGAGAUAUGGCUGUAACUUUUUCAGGGCCCACACCAUGGCCAGGCAUUCCUUUUCUAUGGCGGCGUAGCUCACCUCUCGGGGUAACAGUUUCCGACUCAAGUAUGCUACGGGGUGUUCUCCGCCAUCGGCUCCGACCUGGCUCAGUACUGCUCCCAAUCCAAACAUUGAGGCGUCUGUGUGAACAAGAAAACGUUUAGUUGGAUCAGGAGCAGCCAGUACAGGGGCAUUGGUCAGAGCCGUCUUCAGCUGGUUGAAUGCCUGUUCACACUCUGGGGCCCAGACGACCUGCCUGGGCAGGUUUUUCUUCGUCAAAUCAGUCAGGGGUUUGGCCAGGGCACUGUAGUUGGGCACAAAUUUUCUGUAAUACCCUGCGGUACCCAGGAAAGCAAGAACUUGGGUUUUGGUCCUAGGGGUGGGCCACUGGGCUACAGCGUCAAUCUUUGCGGGCUCGGGCUUCUGUUGCCCGCUACCAACCCGGUGCCCUAAGUACUGGACCUCGGCCAUCCCUAUAUGGCAUUUACUGGGUUUCAAGGUAAGCCCUGCCUCCCGGAUCUGAUCUAUUACAGCUCCUAUAUGUUGUAAGUGAUCCGACCAGGUCUGACUGUAGAUGGCAAUAUCAUCCAGGUAUGCACACGCAUAAUCCUGGAACCCGUCCAGUAGCCGAUCCACCAUCCGCUGAAAGGUCGCGGGGGCGUUUUUCAUCCCGAAUGGCAUGACUCGAAAUUGGUACAAGCCAAACGGGGUGACAAACGCCGACUUGGGAAUGGCGUCCUCGGCUAGUGGAAUUUGCCAGUACCCCUUACAAAGAUCUAUUGUAGUGAGAUACUGACCCCGGGCCAUCCUAUCUAGCAGCUCGUCGAUCCGAGGCAUCGGGUAGGCGUCCGACACGGUUUUGUCGUUCAACCUCCGGUAGUCCACGCAGAACCGAGUGGUACCGUCUUUCUUGGGAACCAGGACUACCGGCGAUGCCCAGGGGCUAUCUGAGUGUUCAAUAAACCCUAACUGCAACAUCUCUUCAAUUUCUUUCCUCAUAUGUUCCCGCACGGAUUCAGGAAUCCGAUAGGGGGUCUGUCGCAUGGGAAGCUGUCCCGGGGUUUCUACUCGGUGGGUGGCUAGUGGAGUGUACCCAGGUAGGUUAGAAAAGGUGGCGCCCUUGGUUGCUAUCAGUUCUUGUACCUGGAUACGCUCUUGAGGACUUAGCCGCUCCCCCAGCUGAACCCCCUGGGAGGGUUCCUUCUGCUCCUCCUGCUCUAACAGAUCCGGAAGGGGCAGGUUCUCCUGAUCUUCGGAGGCGGGCGUGCAAAUAGCUGCCACGUCCUCCGUUCGCUCGUGGUAGGGUUUGAGCAUGUUCACAUGGAGCAUGCGUCUCUUCCCUACUCCGGAGCAUGGGCCGAUCACAUAGGUGGUGUCGCAUCUCUGCUCUACCACCUGGUAUGGGCCCUGCCAGACGGCCUGCAGUUUAUCGGUGCGGACAGGUUUGAGGAUUAGCACCUUCUGUCCCACUUGAAAACUACGGUCUCUGGCCCCUCUGUCAUACCAACGACGCUGCCGUUGUUGGGCGGCCUGGAGGUUGGUGCGCACUGCCUGGGUCAAUUCCUCCAGGCGAUCCCGGAACGCCAGCACGUAUGGUACAAUAGGGGUCCCAUCUGCGCUACUCUCUCCCUCCCAAUGCUCUCUAAUGAGAUCCAACGGUCCCCGGACCCUUCUCCCAAACAAUAGUUCAAAUGGGGAGAAACCCGUCGAGUAGCCGUUUUUAGUACCAGGCGCUCGACGACAUAACCCCGCUGAGGGAACAAAGGAUCCAAGAUGGCCGACCGCCGCAUGGUCGGUAGUCGAACUGCACCUCUCUGUACGCAAACAACAGAUGGGGAAGGAAUCGUUCCCAGUCCUUAUGGGUCUCUCCGAAUGUCCGGAGCAUCUGUUUUAGGGUACCGUUGAAUCUCUCACAUAAUCCAUUGGAUUGCGGGUGGUACGCGGAGUUAAUGAUCGGCUUUAUGCCACAUAUCCCCCAUAACUGCUGAGUAACUUCAGCCGUGAAUUGGGUCCCCCUAUCUGAGACCAUUUCCUGUGGGAACCCUACUCGGGAGAAUAUCUUCAUCAAGGCUUCGGCUACGGUCUCCGCGUGUAUAUUAGUUAGGGCAAUCGCCUCGGGGUACCGGGUGGCGUAAUCCACCACGGUCAGGAUAUACCGUUUCCCAGAGGGGCUGGGUUUUGGUAGGGGCCCUACUAUAUCUACUGCUACACGGCUGAACGGUUCCUCAAUUAUGGGUAGGGGACAUAGUUUUGCCUUAUGGCGAUCCCCCCUUUUGCCUACCCUCUGGCACACAUCACAGGAGGUACAAUAUUGCCUCACGUCUUUAGAAAUCCCGGGCCAAAAGAAAGCGUGCGUUAAGCGAUACCGGGUCCGGGUCAUCCCUAAAUGGCCGGACAGAGGAAUAUCAUGGGCUAUUCUCAGUAACUCCUGCCUAUACUUCUGGGGCACUACUAGCUGCUUGGUUUGGAGCGUCACAGAGUUGCCUAUUGCCCUUUCCGCCACCCGGUACAGUAACUUCUUUUCCCAUACGUACCGUUCUCCCUCUCGCCCCACCUGGUCCGUGUCUACCCUAUCUCGGUACACCUGCAGUGUGGGGUCUGUCUGAACCUCAGCUUCAAAAGUGGUCGGGGUGUCCCAAGUCAUGUCGGUCAAGGGGGGGUCAUGGUUUCUUACCUGAGCCUCAGAGUGUGCGGGGAAUGCCGUGGUGCGAGCCUGUUGCCGGGUGGUUACCGGAUGCGCCUCUUGUGAAGGAGCUUGGGGAAGAAAAGCAGAAGUCAUCUGGCCCAAGUCAUUCCCCAAAACAACAUCGGCCGGUAAUUUCUUCAUUAUGGCCACUUCCACAACCCCCUCCCCAGCACCCCAGUUCAAAUGCACCUUGGCCGUGGGUAACCGGUACAUGGCUCCCCCUGCUACCCGGACCGCCACUGACCCGCCCGUGUGGGCCGCAUCUGGAAUUAAAUGGGGGGCCACUAGGGUCAAGGUGGCUCCCGAGUCCCGUAGUCCUUGCACUUCUUUCCCUCCCACAAACACAACCUGGCGGCGAUGCUGCCGGUUGUCCGUGGCUUGCACAGACAUCACCUCAUACAGAACCCCCAAUGGUUCCUCAGUAGGUAGACUUGUCAGCUCCGAGUGGUCAGGUUCUGUGUGGUAGAAAUGGGCCGCCGCCCUUGGAGCGGAGUUUUACCGUACCUGGUUCCACGCCUGCCUGCUCCGAUUCUGGGUGCACUCCCGGGACAUAUGCCCCCACUGCCGGCAGGUAUGGCAUUGUAUGUUGGCCCUGCCAUUGUAGCGUGAUGGCGGUGGGGGGUUUCCUGGUGGUGGCCGGAAUGGAGUAGCGUUGGCGGGUGUGGAGAUGGCUGGGUGGUGUGGUACAGCUGGUCUCAGGGGAGCCCUGUUGAGAAGCCCAUGAUGCCUCCUGGCGUCAAAAUGCUGAUCCGCCAACCGGGCGGCUUCGGUUAAGGUGAGGGGUUUUCUGUCUCUUACCCAUUCCUGUGCCUCGGGUGACAGUCCGUUAAAAAAUUGCUCCAGCAGGAUGAGUUGGCGCAGUCCCUCCAUGGUGGUAGCUUGGCUCGCCUGAAUCCAUCCUUGCGACGCUUGGUCGAGCUUAUGUGCCCACUCAGCGUGGGAAUCCUUCUCUGGCUUCCUCAAUCCCCGAAAUUUACGCCGGUACGCCUCCGGGGUUAUGGCAUACCUCUCCAGAAUUGCCCUCUUAACUUUAAAAUAGUCCUUGCUAUCCUCUCUGGGCACAGCGCGAUACGCCUCUGCUGCUCGUCCUGCCAACUUGCCUGCCAGUAGGGGUACCCACAUAGCCUGUUCCAGAUCGUGUAGGUCGCACAACCGCUCAAAAUCCUGCAGGUAUCCGUCAAUCUCAUCCUUCUCCUCGCAGAAUGCUUUAAAUGCCUGGUAAGGUAUUUUCUGCUUCACUGGAGCGCAGAAUGAGUUGGCGAUGGAUUCUGCCCUGGAUGGUGACCUCUGGUGCUGCUGUGCCAUAAUGUAAUCCUGGACGUCCGCCAUCAGCACGGUUAAGAUGUCCAGGGUUACUGGCUGUGGUACAAAUUCCAGCCGGGUUCUCAGUUCCCUCUGGUAUGGUGUUUCCUCUCUGGCAGGUGGGGGUGGACUGCUGUGUGCUUGGUCGCCCUCCAUCAGCUCUGCAAUCAGUACUGCUUUCGAUUUGUUGCUAGCGCUUUUCCCUCUAGCCUCCAGCAGCUCCUUUAGCGUCUGUCUCUUUAAUGCCGUAUAAUCAGUACCCAUUCACUGAUCGCUUUCGUCUGCUUGUUUCAUACGAAUUGCCUUUCCGUUCGGUUGUUCCUUUCAUUCGAAUGCGCUGUAUUCGGCUGUAGAGUUGGAUCCCGUCGCUUGCCACCAAUUGUAGCGGAACGCCAAUAAUAACUUCACGAAUUCCGCUGGUUCAGAAACGAAUCCACAGUCAAGCGCUGAAACAACAAGGCAAUAUCCCCAACCUCCCAAUAACCGGACGAGACACAGUUCUGGGAGUCAACUGACAACCUUUUAAUCAGCAGGACAAUUUAUACAAGUCCCCAUGCAAGGGGUUUCCUGAGUCCCUCCCCAGGGGCACUCCCAGAGGGGACUACAUGGGGGACUUACAUUACAGCAUAUUUCUCCCAUCAGGCACUGCUACAUGAGAGGGAUCAUCUUCCCAGAAUGCACCGUUAAGUGGAUUAUCCCCUCGUGCAGCAGAACCGACAAUUCACAUAAAAAUCCAUAACUCGGUGAAUAUACAGUGGAUUUACACGAAUGGACGUUCGGUAGAUAGCUGGGGUCUGAGGGUAUCAUUCGUGAGAUUACCGCUCAGAUCCCAGCUAAAAUAACCGAACGCCGCACGAACAACACAAUUCGUAUAAAAUAUAUAAAAAGAACCGAUUGCUUUUAGGGAACAAAAUACCGAAUGUCCCGAAACUCCCGAACGCCCUGGAGGUUCAGCGGGGCUCAUGCCGUCGAGUAGCCGUUUUUAGUACCAGGCGCUCGACGACAUAACCCCGCUGAGGGAACAAAGGAUCCAAGAUGGCCGACCGCCGCAUGGUCGGUAGUCGAACGACGGCCACCCUGGAGAGCCUCUAAUUACCGAUUGCAACAUUGUUGCAAUCGGUUAACUAGCGCCACACGCCUCUAAGUGUGUGGGCUAUUAGGGGGUAUCGCGUUCGGUUCACGAACGGCCCUCCAAAGUGCCGUUCGUGAAACGAACGGAAAUCCCCAUACAAACCUCCAUUUGCAUUCGGCGAAACAGAUAGUUACAGUCACUGCAGAAAAUACAUUAAGCACAUACAUAACAAUAAAGCGCAUAUCUCCCCAGACCUGUAGGCAACCCUUAAAGGCACAGUCUCUAGUUAUAGUUCAAGUGGCUAGGUUUGCCACACCAUAUUUAACAAUCAGGGAGCUAUCUGCUUAACACGACAGCUCCCUAAAUUGGCACUGUUAUGUGGGAUUACCAUAUUUAACAAAUUAGGGAGCUAUCUGCUAAACGCAACAGCUCCCUAAAUUGGCACUGUUAUGUGGGAUUACCAUAUUUAACAAAAUAGGGAGCUAUCUGCUAAACACGACAGCUCCCUAAUUUGGCACUGUUAUGUGGGAUUACCAUAUUUAAUAUAUUAAGGAGCUAUCUGCUCAACACGACAGCUCCCUAAUUUGGCACUGUUAUGUGGGAUUACCAUAUUUAACAAAUUAAGGAGCUAUCUGCUAAACACUACAGCUCCCUAAUUUGGCACUGUUAUGUGGGAUUACCAUAUUUAACAAAUUAAGGAGCUAUCUGCUAAACACUACAGCUCCCUAAUUUGGCACUGUUAAAUGUGGCAAUCCCACAUAAGGAAUUAAGGAAUAAAGGGAAGAAUUUUGUUCAUCUUGUGAUUAGUUUGUUAAUUCAUUCUUCCGUUGUGCCAAUUGGGAGAUUCACAAUUCGGACGAAUGAGACCUUUUUUGUUUGAAUUUUCUUUUCGAAAACAAAUGCCCAGGUCUAUGAAUUAGCCAGUCCUGUCCCAGUGAGGAUGUCGGUAAUACUAGUUUGAGAGUCACUAGAUAGUCUACUUAACAUUGCACUAUUUCAAUGCAGACUCUAGGAAAACCAGACAUUAUCGAUCACACAGCCAUGUUUGCAGGGGGAAUAUUUUCAGCAAUACUAUUUCCAGUGUCUCAUUUGUCCAAGAACCCGUCUCUGUGUUUUUGUCUGGUAAAGGGUUAUUGUGAAAACAUGCUACGUUUGAAAUGAUGAGCUGGGGAUAACAGACUGGGCUCUCUAUCCAUGUGAGGCCAACGGGCCCUGUGUCAUACUGUGUGUGUGUGAUUAAGCAAUUUACACGCUCACACAGCGCCUGUCUGACUCACUCCCCUCCUGACAUGACUGGGCUAAAUUUAACCGCAUUCAGGGAAGAUCCUUGGGGAAGUCCUUGCGUUGUGUGCAGCAGGGAAAGCACCCAAGUUCCCUAUUAGAAAUAUUCCGGAUUCUCCUCCUACCUCUUUCUAGGAGCCUCUCCGAGCACAGAGUUCAAUGUCUUUCAGCCACUGGUUGUCACAUGGUGGACUCCCAACGUGCUGGAAAAGUCCACUCUGCUUCUUUUCUAAAUAUUAUUAUUUUUCUGUGAAGAUUAGUCGGGUUUUACCCUGCGGGUUUAGUCACUAGCCCGGGAGAGUGAAUCAGGGCCCAUUCCGUACUAAUGUCCAUCAUUUUAGAAGGCCAUGCUUGAGGAGCCGUUGUGCAUGUUCUGUAAUUUAUCAAUCCCCAGGUCGCUGGGAUUAAAUUGGAUUUUCAGAGAUUUUAGAAUCUGCAGUAAAUUUAACAAUAAAGGCCAGAGUAGCUAAACUGACAGAAGAGCUAACUUUGUUAAGGUUAUUUUGACCUUAAAUCUGAAAUGAACUUUGAGUUUUAACUUGAGUGAAUAACCCCGUUUGUUCUCUGUUUUUAGUUGUCAGUGAUUCAUGCCGGUGUUUUUGAGACUGGAGAGCGUUCGGCUACUUUUUCAUAAAUCCCAACAUUGGAAGAUAUGUAGUCACAAUGGGAGGGCACGUUGGGAACUGAAAUCCCAUAACCAGUGACAAAAAGUUUUUAAAAGGGAGAAUCCCAAAGGGAGGACAUAAACCGUGACCACUGCAUUCAUUGAUUACCGAUGGGCUGUGUUUAUAGGGUAUUAGAUGUGCUUAGUGGAAGUGAAGAAACAAAUUAAUAAUCCACUCUAUUAAAAGCAGCUUUUAUUGGCAAAUCAAUGUGUUCGGUGAGACCUUACAUUCUCUCUGCCAUCUCGUAUCCUCCUAAACGCGGCUCUAGACCUCUUAUAUACCGGCUGAGAUUACUGAUCAGUCAGGUCAUUUGGCUAAAGUAGUGUGAUAGCUCACUGGUUAGUGCUCCAGCUGCUAGCUGGAUCCCUGGCAGGACCAUCUGAGUCUUUGAUCUUUCUGGACUUAAUCAAUUCAGUAAAAUUACCAGGGUUAUACACUAAAGUGAGAAUUCAAGGUGAAUGUUAAAUUUAAGGCCAAAGUAGCCGAACUUAAAGCAUAGCUGACUUUUUUCCAGUUCGACUAUUUUGAUCCUAAAUUUUACGUUUUGACUUCUUAGAAUGUAAUACCCAGUGUAUCUACCUUUUGUAAUUCUGCGUCACUUACCUGUCUAACAGAAUGUUGCACUCACUGCUCUCUUUUCCAGCUCUGUGUGGAGUUUAUCACGAAGACCCUGACAGUAGAGCUGGCGUGUGAAGCCUUGCAGGUAAGUGGAUGCUGGAGGAUCACCUAGGGCACUGAGAGCUGGCAUAGUAGGCUCAUAAUGGCAGUGUGUGUCUCCUGGAGAUACAAUUCCACAGGACCUCUGUUUGAUUGCAAGCCUUAAGGGCAAAUCAAGCUAGCUCUCCAGCCUUUUGCACUGAGGGACAAGUGUUUUCAUCCAGAUAUAAUUACUGCUAACUCACUCUAGCUUGGUUAGAUGAGAUAAAUACCUAAUCUUACCGUAUUCCUUUUAACCCGUUAAGGACACAUGACGGAAAUAUUCCGUCAUGAUUCCCUUUUAUUCCAGAAGUUGUGUCCUUAAGGGGUUAAAGAACACUCCUUAAAACAAAAUAAAAUUUGUAAGAUAUAAGCCAAUGAAAAUAUGAAUGAUAUUUGAUUUGUAUGUUUUCUUUGUGAGUGUAUGAAUUAUUUACUUGCAAUCGCUGCAGUUCUAAUGUAUGCAACUACUACAAGCCCUCCCCUUCAAACCCCGCCCAUACUUUCUGUGGCUGUCCAAUCACAGAGUUCCCAAUGCAGCUCAAUGAGAAGUCUUUGCAAGGCAGUUGCUGCCUCUUGAGGUUAACUACACUGAGCUAAUGAAACCAGUAACUAACCGGACCGGUUGUCUGAUUCACAGCCAUGAGGGUGUUACAAGCUGACCUGCUUUAUGACUUUUGAGUCUUUCUUUAAGGGCCCCAAACAGUGAGUGUGUCUCUAAGUAAGCAUAGGCCGUAGGGCUGCCGAAAGAGUAGUUAGGAUUAAUCAUUUGGAUUACGCAAAUUCUCCAUUGUACAGCUCUCCUUAAAACUAAAUAGAAACUGUAAAACUCAGAGGUGGCUAGUACCUGUGUAUUAUGACUUUAAAACCCUCUCAUGAGGAUCCUUUACUCUUUAAAGGCACACUAUAGGCACCGUAACCACUUUAGCUCAUUGAAGUGGUCUGGGUGCAAUGUCUCUGUCCCCCGUUAGUCCUGCAAUGUAAAUCAUUGCUGUUUUUGAGAAAUUGCAAAGAUAGCAUUGCAGGACUAAGACUGCUCCUAAUAGCUGUCAAUCAGACAGCCAUUAGAGGCACUUAGUGGUAGCUAGACUACUUUUGGUGGCCUAACUGACGCUGGACAUCCUCACGCUCUGCAUCAUGAGGACAUCAAGCCUCGGUUAAAUCAUGUCAUGGAGAUGAAGUGGUGUUGGUAGCUUUAGUGCUCCUUUAAUUUGUGUAGGGUGAAUGCUUUGCUCGUUUCUCAAUGUUGACUCCCUUGUUGCUAAAUUUUCCAGCAGCGGUGCCCAUAAACUAAGGGCCAAUUCAAGCCACAAGAUUGAAAUUGACAUUCAUUAACUUUGAGCUUUGCAUUUCCAGAAAUCUGUCCCUGCACAUUGACAUGUAAAACAAAUAGGAGGGCAAAGCAAGCACUUGUUUACAGCCCCCCUUUUUUCUGGGGUAUUUACCGCUGUAUGGCAGGUGUUUUAUGCCGUCCUUAUUAGGGUAGCUCUAAAUGCCGGAUGGCAGCAUAGUAUGUCCCCGCCGUCCUGGGCACUUACUGGGUCCCCGGCGAUCCCACGCCGGCUGUCGCGAUCCUGGGAACUGCCUGGGAGCUCAGCAGUCCCCCUCUGCCCGAUCUGGCCCUCCCGGGCCAUGUGAUCAUGGGGAUUUCACAAUCACAUGGCCAGAAUAGCCGGCUUAUGCAGUGCCUGCUAGGGGACUGCGUGAGCUCUCAGGCUGUCCCCCUUAUGCCUGUAAAAAAGUUUAUAAAAGUUAUAAAACAGUUUUAAAAUUAAAUAAAAAGUAUCUAGAUCAUAUAUAUGUAUGUAUGUAUAUAUACAUAUAUAUAUGAUCAAAGUACUUUUAUAUACACAUACAUCACUUAAAAUGAUUUUAAUUAUAUAAAUUUAAUUAUAAUUGGGUGUGGCUAGAUAGUAUAAAUCUAAUAUUGUUCUCUGCUGGGUUAGACCAUUCAAUGUCAGAAUCUUAAAAAAAAAAAAGUGUAAUAAUGAAAGAUUAAAAACAGUCUCCCACCUUGCGUACUUUGCUUAAUUUAUGGUUUGCAUCAGUGAAGCCAAUUGGGCAACUGAGUUGUCUAGUGAUACAGUAUCCUUAACCCUACUAAAUAUUUUGGGAAUGUCUUUAUUAUCAGCAUAUGAUAAUAUAUGAUUUGGGUGCCACGGAGAAUGCUGCUUUUGCUUAAUAUGGUUUGACAUAGCGCCAAGAUGUAGUAGCUAUAAUGUUUUCCAGUUCUCCACAGUUCCCUGUCUAAUAAAUAAUCCUCUAACGUAAAAGGAAAGAAGUUAAAUAGCUUUUUUUCUGAAUUAGGAAUAUUGCCACAAUAACCCCCAUUAUCUGCAUGCGGCUGGGAUACGUGGCUCAGACAAUGCUUUUUACAGGAGUGCAGAAAUGGUCAUUAUUCUGUUUAUGCUAUUAUUUUAUUAUUGUAUAGUGCUCAUUCUCGCGGUCUAGUCAGUUUGUCUCCUAUACGGUUUCUAUUACAGGCUGCUGUGACUUACGGACAGACCGACUUACGCCAGAAGUGCCUGGCUUACAUUGAGCGCUUUACAAUGGUGAGUAACCUCCUCUCUACUUUGAGUAUAGGACAUGCUUUAAAUAUCACCUUUAAACCUGCGUGUUACUAAUCUAGAGUCAUUCAUGGUUUCAGUGUCCAUUUUUAGGGGCAUAGCAUCAGUACUGCGCCAUUCACAAG